Molecule: messenger RNA, 47253 nt
Organism: Coregonus sp. 'balchen'
Lineage: Eukaryota; Metazoa; Chordata; Actinopteri; Salmoniformes; Salmonidae
Source: the annotation of a GenBank genome assembly
CGCAGCAAUGUUAACGUGUUUGCGGAGAUCACGUUCAAGGUAAACACUGCAGAUGUCAGCUCAAUUGGAAAUUCCCUUUAAAUGUCAAGCGACAUAUAGCUCGGUUUCAGAUUUAUCCCGGCCUUAGGAACCUCCAGGCCUGACCAGUGUUUACCGAAAUGCAUUAGUUUAGGAACCCAUGCCUUUUAGUUCUAGCCCAGCACUAGAACAUCUGAUUCAACUAGUGAAUCUAAUCACCAAGCCCUAGCCUUGAUUAGUUGAAUCAGGUGUGUUUGUUCUCGGCUGGAACAAAAAUGGAGGAGUAUUUCUGUCUGUAAUAAAUCCCUUUUGUGGGAAAAAACUCAUUCGGUUUGGCUGGGCCUGGCUCCCCAGUGGGUGGGCCUGACUGCCAAGUGGGUGGGCCUAUCCCCUGCCCAGUCGUGUGAAAUCCAUAGAUUAGGGCCUAAUUUAAUUUAUUUCAAUUGACUGAUUUCCUUAUAUGAACUGUAACUCAGUAAAAUCUUUGAAAUUGUUGCAUGUUGCGUUUAUAUUUUUGUUCAGUAUAGAAUCAGCUGCCGGACAAUUUUUUUCUUGAGCAGAUGGUCGGGGGGCCGGAACAUAAUUACAAAUAAUUUGUAGACUGCAAAUUGACCGCAAGAAGCACAAACAGAUAUAACGUUUGACUAAAACAUAAUCAUUUCAAACCUUGCUUACAUUUGUAUACGAUCACGUGUCUUUCUAUUAUAUGUGGGAAUACUUGAACAGAUUUGGAGCUGAUUUCCUGGUGUUUUUAGUCUUUCAUGUCCAACAAUGUAAAUAAAAAAAUAUUGUUUGUUUGUUUGCUCAGACAACUUGGUGGCCAAAUAAAACCAUUACCUUUUUUUCCUAUCUUUCCCCACUGUCAUCCUCUCGCUCUAUUCAGUAAAAUCUGAAAAAUACGUACAUACUGUAUACAUACAGUGCCUUCGGAAAGAAUUCAGACCCCUUGACUUGUUCCACAUUUUGUUACGUUACAGCCUUAUUCUAAAAUUGAUUAAAUUGUUUUUUCCUUUCAUCAAUCUACACACAAUACCCCAUAAUGACAAAGCAAAAAUAGGUUUAGAUUUUUUUGCAAAUUUAUUACAAAUAAAAAAUGUAAAUAUCACAUUUACAUAAGUAUUCAGACACUUUACUCAGUACUUUGUUGAAGCACCUUUUGCAGCGAUUACAGAAUCGAGUCUUCUUGGGUUUGACGCUACAAGCUUGGCACACCUGUAUUUGGGGAGUUUCUCCCAUUCUCCUCUGCAGAUCCUCUCAAGCUCUGCCAGGUUGGAUGGGGAGUGUUGCUGCACAGCUAUUUUCAGGUCUCUCCAGAGAUGUUCGAUCGGGUUCUGGCUGGGCCACUCAAGGACAUUCAGAGACUUGUCCCAAAGCCAUUCCUGCGUUGUCUUGGCUGUGUGAUUAAGGUCGUUGUCCUGUUGGAAGGUGAACCUUCGCACCAGUCUGAGGUCCUGAGCGCUCUGGAGCAGGUUUUCAUCAAGGAUCUCGCUGUACUUUGCUCCGUUCAUCUUUGCCUCGAUCCUGACUAGUCUCCCAGUCCAUGCCGCUGAAAAACAUCCCCACAGCAUGAUGCUGCCAGUCACAGGUUUAAUAGAGAGACUAUGGGAUACCCAUCACCAUGAAGGUACCACCAACUGCUUUUUCGCUGACUUAUUGUGUGUGUGUGUGUGUGUGUGUGUGUGUGUGUGUGUGUGUGUGUGUGUGUGUGUGUGUGUGUGUGUGUGUGUGUGUACCCAUGUGGAUGGGUAAUGGGUAUGUUUUCCCAAUGCCAUAGAAAGGCUAAUUUCAGUCAAAAUAAACAACUUGUCUUGUAUUGAUUAAAGCCAUUUCCCCCUGCCUGCCCCUGAGCCCUGCUCUAAUGUGCUAUCAUUGGCUUAAUGAGAUGCAGGAAAUGUCGUUGACCUCCAGUAGGGCCUCUGUGAUUAGGGGGCCAACAGUGGCCAGACAGGCUCCCUUACGACCAGGGGUAAAUGGAGUAGGCAUUAAAGGUCCAGCAUGUAGUUUUGGGUACGACUCAAUUCAUUCUGUCUGAUAAGCGGCACAUUAGAUCUUGGAUCCGGCCUACUGCUACACUUCCCCUCCGUAAAUUUGGUUUUUGCUUAUUUUUCCUCUAGCCCCAGCCCAGCUACCCCCCAGCCUCCCUUAGCCCCAGCCCAGCUACCCCCCAGUCUCUCCUAGCCCCAGCCAAGCUACCCCCCAGUCUCUCCUAGCCCCAGCCCAGCUACCCCCCAGUCUCUCCUAGCCCCAGCCCAGCUACCCCCAGCCUCCCUUAGCCCUAGCCUAGUUUUCCCCCAACCUUCCCCAGCCUUAGCAUAACUUCCCCCGGUCUAUCCUAGCCUGAGCCCAGCCCAGAUUCCUCCAGCCUCCCCUAGCCCCAACCCAGCAUCCUGCAACCUCCCUAUACUCCCCAAGUCUCAACCCAGAUCCCCCCACCUUCCCCCAGCCUUCCAUUGCACCAAUUCAGCGUCCCCCAGCCCAGAUUCCGCCAACCAUCCCAUGUUCCCUCAGCCUCCCUUAGCUCCAGCCCAGUGCCAGCUUCCCCCAGACUUCCCAAGGCUUCCCUAGCUCCAGCCCAGUGCCAGAUUCCCCCAGCUCCCCCCAGGCUUCUCUAGCUCCAGCCCAGCACCAGAUUCCCCCAGGCUUCCCUAGUAGAAGGGCUGCUCAGUGGAAUGUGAGGGAGAUGUGUAUCGUUUAAUUGGACAGGGCGACUACUGACCUGGAACUCUGCCAAAACAGAGCUUUUGGCCUAGAUGUGUGUUUACGAACCUGUGACAGAUAAGAAAGAGGGAGAGGGGGAGAAUAAACAGAACGCGUAAAGGGGAAGGGAAUCGUGUGUGUGUGGCUCAGUUGGUAGAGCAUGGCACUUGCAAUGCCAGGAUUGUGGGUUUGAUUCCCACUGCGGUUGUUCCACCCAUACAAAAUGUUUAUAUGAGGCCUGAGUGGAGAUGGACAGAAAAGGCAAGAAUAAAAAAAAAAAGAAGAGGAGGAGGUUGUUUUGAUGCUUGAGAUCUAACAUCAAAUUACAUUUUAGUCAUUUAUCAGACACUCUUAUCCAGAGCGACUUACAGUUACUGAGUGCAUACAUUAUUAUGAUAAUUUUUUUCAUACUGGCCCCCCGUGGGAAUCGAACUCACAAUUUUGGCGUUGCAAACAACAUGCUCUACCAACUGAGCUACAUCCCUGCCGGCCAUUCCCUACCCUACCCUGGGCCAAUUGUGCGCCGCCCCAUGGGUCUCCCGGUCACAGCCGGCUACGACAGAGCCUGGAUUCGAACCAGGAUCUCUAGUGGCACAGCUAGCACUGCGAUGCAGUGCCUUAGACCACUGCGCCACUCGGGAGAUCUUGGAAAUUACCCUAGUGGUCUCUAAUACUGAGGCUUGGACAAAUGGCAUGGGUGUUGCCUCAAAUGUAACCCUAUUCCAUUUUAUAGGGCCCUUAUGGCUCUGGUAAAAAAUGGCGCACUAUGUAGGGAAUAGAGUACCAUUAGGGACGCACCCAUGUGCUGUUUCUCAAAUGACAAAUCAGACCCACUUGACUUGUGCAACUCUCAGUAGUUAGUUAGCACUAAGCAAAGCAGUGCCAGGAAGCCUUUAAAGAAGGGGGGUUUCCAAUCAUUUCUGAGGAGGCAUUUCUGAGAAAACACACUAAAGCCUUUGAGUCAGAGUGACUGUACAAGUGUGUGUGUGUGUGUGUGUGUGUGUGUGUGUGUGUGUGUCAGCCCGGGAGAGGAUGAAGAACAGAUAUCCUUUGUGCGUGUGUGUGUGCGUUUGCAUGUGGGUGUAACGAGUCAAAUGCAGUGUGUGUUUUCUCGGGUAUAUAUUAAGGUUAAAUAAGGUAGGUAGCCGGUACACACACAAAUAUAUACACACACACACACAUAUAUACAUAUACACACACACACAUAUAUAUAUAUAUAUAUAUAUAUAUAUAUAUAUAUAUAUAUAUAUAUAUAUAUAUAUAUAUAUAUAUAUAUAUAUAUAUAUAUAUAUAUAUAUAUAUAUAUACAUAUAUACAUACAUACAUACAGUGGGGAGAACAAGUAUUUGAUACACUGCCGAUUUUGCAGGUUUUCCUACUUACAAAGCAUGUAGAGGUCUGUAAUAUUUAUCAUAGGUACACUUCAACUGUGAGAGACGGAAUCUAAAACAAAAAUCCAGAAAAUCACAUUGUAUGAUUUUUAAGUAAUUAAUUUGCAUUUUAUUGCAUGACAUAAGUAUUUGAUCACCUACCAACCAGUAAGAAUUCCGGCUCUCACAGACCUGUUAGAUUUUCUUUAAUAAGCCCUCCUGUUCUCCACUCAUUACCUGUAUUAACUGCACCUGUUUGAACUCGUUACCUGUAUAAAAGACACCUGUCCACACACUCAAUCAAACAGACUCCAACCUCUCCACAAUGGCCAAGACCAGAGAGCUGUGUAAAGACAUCAGGGAUAAAAUUGUAGACCUGCACAAGGCUGGGAUGGGCUACAGGACAAUAGGCAAGCAGCUUGGUGAGAAGGCAACAACUGUUGGCGCAAUUAUUAGAAAAUAGAAGAAGUUCAAGAUGAUGGUCAAUCAACCUCGGUCUGGGGCUCCAUGCAAAAUCUCACCUCGUGGGGCAUCAAUGAUCAUGAGGAAGGUGAGGGAUCAGUCCAGAACUACACGGCAGGACCUGGUCAAUGACCUGAAGAGAGCUGGGACCACAGUCUCAAAGAAAACCAUUAGUAACACACUACGCCGUCAUGAAUUAAAAUCCUGCAGUGCACGCAAGGUCCCCCUGCUCAAGCCAGCGCAUGUCCAGGCCCGUCUGAAGUUUGCCAAUGACCAUCUGGAUGAUCCAGAGGAGGAAUGGGAGAAGGUCAUGUGGUCUGAUAAGACAAAAAUAUAGCUUUUUGGUCUAAACUCCACUCGCCGUGUUUGGAGGAAGAAGAAGGAUGAGUACAACCCCAAGAACACCAUUCCAACCGUGAAGCAUGGAGGUGGAAACAUCAUUCUUUGGGGAUGCUUUUCUGCAAAGGGGACAGGAUGACUGCACCGUAUUGAGGGGAGGAUGGAUGGGGCUAUAUAUCGCGAGAUCUUGGCCAACAACCUCCUUCCCUCAGUAAGAGCAUUGAAGAUGGGUUGUAGCUGGGUCUUCCAGCAUGACAACGACCUGAAACACACAGCCAGGGCAACUAAGGAGUGGCUCCGUAAGAAGCAUCUCAAGGUCCUGGAGUGGCCUAGCCAGUCUCCAGACCUGAACCCAAUAGAAAAUCUUUGGAGGGAGCUGACAGUCCGUAUUGCCCAGCGACAGCCCCGAAAUCUGGAGAAGGUCUGUAUGGAGGAGUGGGCCAAAAUCCCUGCUGCAGUGUGUGCAAACCUGGUCAAGACCUACAGGAAUAUUAUGAUCUCUGUAAUUGCAAACAAAGGUUUCUGUACCAAAUAUUAAGUUCUGCUUUUCUGAUGUAUCAAAUACUUAUGUCAUGCAUUAAAAUGCAUAUUAAUUACUUAAAAAUAAUACAAUGUGAUUUUCUGGAUUUUUGAUUUUAGAUUCCGUCUCUCACAGUUGAUGUGUGCCUAUGAUAAAAAUUACAGACCUCUACAUGCUUUGUAAGUAGGAAAACCUGAAAAAUCGGCAGUGUAUCAAAUACUUGUUCUCCCCACUGUAUAUGUAUAUAUAUAUAUAUACACACACAAGCUCUUUAUUCUGACUGGCAUUGGGAAAACAUACCCAUUAUCCAUCCACAUGGGUACACACACACACACACACACACAAAAUACACACAGUUCUUACAUUUGAGAAUGGUUGUGUGUCACAGUCAAGGGUGGUGGGAGGUGGCUGAACCCUGGUGGGCAGUGCCUCUCCCUGGGGUGUGUGGGCCAGUUAAUAAUGAACCCUGGUGGUGCUGUGGGAGAGAGAGUUAAUUAUUAUGAUGGUGGGUAGUUGUGUGGGAGCGUUCUUGACUUUGGCUCCUGCCCUGCCAACAGGGGCCCCUGUGGCAUGGCAGCUUAUUUGUUGUUAUUAUCAGUGACCCCUAGAGCUGGGGCUCCUGUGUUAAGCGAGGCCUGAAUUGUCCGCCCUCUCGAAAGCAAUCUCUCUCUUUCUUUCUCUCUCUCUCUUACUCUCUCUCUCUCAUUGUCUCCCGAUGGGUCUCUCUCUCUGUCCCACUUUCUAUCAGUUUAUGUCUCUGUUUUACUCUCUCUCUCUCUUUCGCUCGCUCUUUCCAUCAUGUCUGCCCACAAGAUGGAUAUCUUCACAACAAAUAUACCACUCUACAACUCCAAGGUGCACUUGGGCUGGUGUCAUUCACAUAUGCACAGUAUCAGGAAUCCUGCUUAGAUAUUACAACAUAUAGCUUGAAUUUAAUCAAUUACCUGAUUUAUUUGUCCUUCUGUGUCUGUUUUUAACUAAGUAAGGAUGUCUCUUUCUCUGUCUCUGUUUUUAACUAAGAGGGACGUUUCUUUGUCUCUGUUAUUAACUAAGAGAGGAUGUUUCUUUGCCUCUGUUUUUAACUAAGAGAGGAUGUUUCUUUGUCUCUGCUUUUAACUAAGUGAGGAUUUCUUUAAAAAGCGCAUCAAGUCUCUCUCCUCUCCCUCUGUCCCCCCUCUCUUUCUCUCGCUUUCUCUUUCUCCCAUCUCCCCCUUUCUCUCACCCCCCUCUCUCACUCUCCCCCUCCUCUCUUUCUCUCCCUCCUCUCUCUCUGAUUCAAUCGGGGUGGUUUAUCGAUGUAAUUGGUAUGGAGAAAAGGUGGGUAUGUAACUGAGUGAGGUUGUUUAUUCUCUCUGUCUCCAGGAGAUUGUGUCACUGCCAGGUUCUGACCUUCAUCUGCCUGCUGGUCUCAGCCAUCUGCCUGUCCUCCCAGCACAGCGUAAGUUAGUUCUGUCCUCUUCACCCCCUUCUCCAGCACACCUCAUUAACACUGAUAGACAUGUCCACAGCGCCUGCUGAGCCUGGGUUUCCCAUCGCUAAAGAAGUUUCUUAUUUCUCUCCACAGCCCUGCUGCACAGCCGCGAGAGAGUAACAAUUAUACAUUCUAUGUGUGAACGAGCAGAAUUUGUAAAAUGAAGCACUUAACUGUUCUAUGAGCGUGUGAUUUCAUGUUGUCAAGAUAACACUACUAAAUAACAAAUAAUAACACUUUCGCUAGGAAAGCUCAGACAAGAAUGUUUGGAUUCACCUCAACACCUACUGACUGGAUGCCCACGAUUUUGGGUCAGUUCAUGAAAGUCCACAUUUACAGUACCAGUCAAAAGUUUGGACACAGCUACUCAAUCCAGGGUUUUUCUUUAUUUUUACUAUUUUCUACAUUGUAGAAUAAUAGUGAAGACAUCAAAACUACGAAAUAACACAUAUGGAAUCAUGUAGUAACCAAAAAAGUGUUAAACAAAUCAAAAUAUAUUUUAUAUUUGAGAUUCUUCAUAGUAGCCACACUUUGCCUUGAUGACAGCUUUGCACACUCUUGGCAUUCUCUCAACCAGCUUCAUGAGGUAGUCACCUGGAAUGCAUUUCAAUAAACAGGUCUGCCUUGUUAAAAGGGAAUUUGUGGAAUUUCUUUCCUUCUUAAUGUGUUUGAGCCAAUCAGUUGUGUUGUGACAAAGUAGGGGUGGUAUACAGAAGAUAGCCCUAUUUGGUAAAAGACCAAGCCACAUUAUGGCAAGAACAGCUCAAAUAAGCAAAGAGAAACGACGGUCCAUCUUUACUUUAAGGUCAGUCAAUCCGGACAAUUUCAAGCUCUAUGAUGAAACUGGCACUCAUGAGGACCGCUACAGGAAAGGAAGACCCAGAGUUACCUCUGCUGCAGAGGAUACGUUAAUUAGAGUUACCAGCCUCAGAAAUUGCAGCCCAAAUAAAUGCUUCACAGAGGUCAAGUAACAGACACAUCUCAACAUCAACUGUUCAGAGGAGACCGUGUGAAUCAGGCCUUCAUGGUCGAAUUGCUGCAAAGAAACCACUACUAAAGGACACCAAUAAGAAGAAGAGACUUGCUUGUCCAAUAAACACAAGCAAUGGACAUUAGACCGAUGGAAAUGUGUCCUUUGGUCUGAUGAGUCCAAAUUUGAGAUUUUUGGUUCCAACAGCCGUGUCUUUAUGAGACGCAGAGUAGGUGAACGGAUGAUCUCCGCAUGUGUGGUUCCCACCGUGAAGCAUGGAGGAGGAGGUGUGAUGGUAUGGGGGUGCUUUGCUGGUGAUACUGUUGGUGAUUUUAUUUAGUAUUCAAGGCACACUUAACCAGCAUGGCUACCACAGCAUUCUGCAGCGAUAUGCCAUCCCAUCUGGUUUGCGCUUAGUGGGACUAUCAUUUGUUUUUCAACAGGACAAUGACCCAACACACCUCCAGGCUGUGUAAGGGCUAUUUGACCAAGAAGGAGAGUGAUGGAGUGCUGCAUCAGAUGACCUGGCCUCCACAAUCACCCAACCUCAACCCAAUUGAGAUGGUUUGGGAUGAGUUGGACCGCAGAGUGAAGGAAAAGCAGCCAACAAGUGCUCAGCAUAUGUAGGAACUCCUUCAAAAUGGUUGGAAAAGCAUUCCAGGUGAAGCUGGUUGAGAGAUUGCCAAGAGUGUGCAAAGCUGUCAUCAAGGCGAAGGGUGGCUACUUUGAAGAAUCUAAAAUAUAACACUUUUUUGGCUACUACAUGAUUCCAUAUGUGUUAUUUCAUUGUUUUGAUUUCUUCACUAUUAUUCUAUAAUGUAGAAAAUAGCAAAAAAUAAAUAAAAAACCCUUGAAUGUGUAGGUGUCCAAACUUUUGACUGGUACUGUAUGUUCCAUUAAUGGGACAGUGAUGGGACAUUUCCAAUCAUCCCCCUGAAAUGGCUGAAGUGAAAUGGAAUUGAACCCAUCCUGGCUGGACGCUUUAUAAACUCACAGGCUCCAUUUAGUAACCUGGUCCCAGAUCUGUUUGUGCUGUCUUGCCAACUCCUAUUGGCUUGACAAUGACCAUAGGAGUUGUCAAGACAGCACAAACAGGUCUGAGAACAGGGCCUGAUUAGUGUAAUGCUCUAAUCUGUGCGAAGAAUGUUGAGUACCAAAUGGCACCCUAUUCCCUAUAUAGUGCACUCCUAACCCUAACCCUAUGGGCCCUGGUCAAAAGUAGUGGACUAUAUAAGGAAUAGGGUGCCAUUUGGGACACACCCCAAAUCCCUGUUCUCCAGUGUUUCCCUGAGGAAAAUCCAGGUCAUUUAGAUAAUAUACAAAUCAAAGUUCUCCGACUAGUAUCAGAUGUGAUGAGGGGUCCUGCUGGCAUGGCUAUUGAGGUUUUGAGGUUCUGGAAGAAAGGAGCUGAUUGGAAUGUUUGUGUAGCGUUUAGCGUGUUCCUAUAGGGCUGGUUGUUGCUCUCCAUCUCUCUCCCAUCUGGGCACGCUCUAAUUGCUGCGUUGCCCCUCGCUUCUUCUCCAAGCGGAGCGGCCAUCUUUCAUCACUGUUUGUCUGGUUGUCAGGGAGAGCCUGAGGGGAAGGGGGCUUUCCUGACACACAUGCACACGUACACUCACCCCCCCCCCCCCCCCCCCCCCCCCAUGACUUUCUCGUGAAAUUCCAUCCACUCCUUCCAUUCUGUCCCUCCACAAAUAGUUGGUCAGAGACGUCAAAGCCAAAGGCCUCCCUCUCAAGUGUCCCUCAGAACAUUGACGCACAGACAGAACGGUUUAAAAGGCAGCUCCACUAAAAGUGGCAGCAAAACUGAACUUGAGGUUGGCCCUGGACUCUUCCUUUCACUCUUACUCUUUCUUUCUCUCUCUUGCUCUCUCACACAUACCUCUCUCUCUCUCUUGCUCUCUCACACAUACCUCUCUCUCUCAAACACACACACACUCCCAUUGCCCUCAGGUGGCUGAGACUAGCUGAGGCAGUCAACCAAGCCCAUCCAUGUCUGUUAACCCUCAGCCAAUCAUCAGUGUCAUUCCUCUGAUUGACUGGGCUAUAGUGAAAAGGGGAGGCAUGCUCGAACAAUCGAACUGAGCACUUUACAGGGAUUUGUCCAACUAAGGUAGGCAUGUGCCAAACUCUUCAAGCCAACAAAGGUGAAGUCAUGGGCGGGAUCUGAACCCAGGUCACCCAUGAUAGAAACCAAAGUCUCAAAUCAAAGUUAAUUGGUCGCAUACACAGAUUAGCAGAUUUUAUAGCGGUUGCAACGAAAUGCUUAAAUUACUAGCUCCUAACAAUGCAGUUUAAUGUCAAAAAAGUACACAAAUAAUAAAAAAUAUCAAAUAAAUAAAAAACACAACAGGGAAUCAAUACAUUUCAGAACUAAUCCAAUGAACAACCCAAAAAGCACUGUAACAGUAAUCCAAACGCAAUCUGUACAUAUAUACACCAGAUUAAAUAACAUGAGAUAUACUAAGAAUAAUACCCUGUAAAAAGUAAUUAGUUCUGCUAAGUACAUUUAUGAGCACAUUCCUCUAGCAGUAAGGUAGAGCUACCUGUAAGCAGAACAGGAUGCUGCAUUAGCCUCUGGCAUUAAGAGUGGUGCACAUGGUUUUUAGAAAUAUACUUUUCUUUCUUCAAACUUCCAUGCAAAAUAAAGUCAAAAUUAUAAUGACCCACUAUUAAGUAUUCAUAUCUUACAAAAACGUAAUAAUUCCAGAUCAGAUAAAUCAAGUGUUUUUUUACUCAAAUAUCAAUGUGUCUGACUACUACUUUAUUCUUUAAAUUGAAGAUGUAAAACAUAAUAGAAUCAAGUAAGAACAACUUAAUAAAUGUUAGAUUGAACUUAAAAUAUUAAAUCAACUUUAGAUUAGCAGAACACAGAUAAAUAAAGUUAUUUAUAAAAUAACCUAUUAUUUGUUAACAGUACUCAAAAACAGUAAGCGAUAAGAACAUCUGAUUGACAUCUGAGUUAGUACCACUUAUAUGAUUUGAGUUCUACAGGCAGUUGGAGAUAACCACUACACAAUCGCUUUAAGAGUCAGGCAAUUACUUUUUACGUACAGCAGUAGAUACAGUUGAAGUCGGAAGUUUACAUACAUUUAGGUUGGAGUCAUUAAAACUUGUUUUUCAACCACUCCACACCUUUCUUGUUAACAAACUAUAGUUUUGGCAAGUCGGUUAGGACAUCUACGUUGUGCAUUACACAAGUAAUUUUUCCAACAAUUGUUUACAGACAGAUUAUUUCACUUAUAAUUCACUGUAUCACAAUUCCAGUGGGUCAGAAGUUUACAUACACGAAGUUGACUGUGCCUUUAAACAGCUUGGAAAAUUCCAGAAAAUGAUGGCUUCUGAUAGGCUAAUUGACAUCAUUUGAGUCAAUUGGAGGUGUACCUGUGGAUGUAUUUCAAGGCCUACCUUCAAACUCAGUGCCUCUUUGCUUGACAUCAUGGGAAAAUCAAAAGAAAUCAGCCAAGACCUCAGAAAGAAAAUUGUAGACCUCCACAAGUCUGGUUCAUCAUUGGGAGCAAUUACCAAACGCCUGAAGGUACGACGUCCAUCUGUACAAACAAUAGUACGUAAGUAUAUACACCAUGGGAACACGCAGCCGUCAUACCACUCAGGAAGGAGACGCGUUCUGUCUCCUAGAGAUGAACGUACUUUGGUGCGAAAAAGUGCAAAUCAAUCCCAGAACAACAGCAAAGGACCUUGUGAAGAUGCUGGAGGAAACAGGUACAAAAGUAUCAAUAUCCACAGUAAAACGAGUCCUAUAUCGACAUAAUCUGAAUGGCCGCUCAGCAAGGAAGAAGCCACUGCUCCAAAACCGCCAUAAAAAAGGCAGACUACGGUUUGCAACUGCACAUGGGGACAAAGAUCGUACAUUUUGGAAACAAAAAUAGAACUGUUUGGCCAUAAUGACCAUUGUUAUGUUUGGAGGAAAAAGGGGGUUGCUUGCAAGCCGAAGAACACCAUCCCAACCGUGAAGCACGGGGGUGGCAGCAUCAUGCUGUGGGGGUGCUUUGCUGCAGGAGGGACUGGUGCACUUCACAAAAUAGCUGGCAUCAUGAGGAAGGAAAAUUAUGUGGAUAUAUUGAAGCAACAUCUCAAGACAUCAGUCAGGAAGUUAAAGCUUGGUUGCAAAUGGGUCUUCCAAAUGGACAAUGACCCCAAGCAUACUUCCAAAGUUGUGGCAAAAUGGCUUAAGGACAACAAAGUCAAGGUAUUGGAGUGGCCAUCACAAAGCCCUGACCUCAAUCCUAUAGAAAAUGUGUGGGCAGAACUGAAAAAGCGUGUGCGAGCAAGGAGGCCUACAAACCUGACUCAGUUACACCAGCUCUGUCAGGAGGAAUGGGCCAAAAUUCACCCAACUUAUUGUGUGAAGCUUGUGGAAGGCUGCCCAAAACGUUUGACCCAAGUUAAACAAUUUAAAGGCAAUGCUACCAAAUACUAAUUGAGUGUAUGUAAACCUCUGACCCACUGGGAAUGUGAUGAAAGAAAUAAAAGCUGAAAUAAAUCAUUCUCUCUACUAUUAUUCUGACAUUUCACAUUCUUAAAGUAAAGUGGUGAUCCUAACUGACCUAAGACAGGGAAUUUUUACUAGGAUUAAAUGUCAGGAAUUGUGAAAAACAGAGUUUAAAUGUAUUUGGCUAAGGUGUAUGUAAACUUCCGACUUCAACUGUAUAUUAGAGUGAGCUAUGUCAAGAAUCCAGUAUAUAAAUAAAUAUGAGGUGUGUGUGUGUGUGUGUGUGUGUGUGUGUGUGUGUGUAUAAACAGUGUAACUAAAAUGCAAUGUACAGUAGUAGAAAUAUUAGAAUGAGCUAUGUCGAGAAUACAGAAUUUAAAUACACAGGACAAAACCACAUAGCAAAAUGGAUAGAAUUGCAGGAAAUUAGUGGAAUAUAAAUAAACAGUGCCUUCAGAAAGUAUUCACACCCCUUUACUUUUUCCACAUUUUGUUGUGUUACAGCCUGAAUUUAAAAGGGAUUACAUUUAGAUUUUGUGUCACUGAUCUACACACCAUACCCCAUAUUGUCAAAGUGGAAUUAUGUUUUUAGAAAUGUUUACAAAUUAAUAAAAACGUUGCUGAAAUGUCUUGCGUCAAUAAGUAUUCAAACCCUUUGUUAUGGCAAUCCUAAAUAAGUUCAGAAGUAAAAAUGUGCUUAACAAGACAGAUAGUAAGUUGCAUGGACUAACUGUAUGCAAUACUAGUGUUUGAAAAAGAAAAGGAGAGCCGCACACUCUAGGAGCUCAGAUGUUAUAAUUUAAUAACCUAAUAACCAACGUUUCGACAGUCCAAACGUUGGUUAUUAGGUUAUUACAUUAUAACAUCUGAGCUCUUAGUGUGCAGCUUUCCUUUUCUUUUUCAAGUGUUCUACUCCGUUAGCCAGCACCUCGCCUAAAUAGGUGUUCUACUCUGUUAGCCAGCACCUCUCCUAAACAGGUGUUCUACUCCGUUAGCCAGCACCUCGCCUAAAUAGGUGUUCUACUCUGUUAGCCAGCACCUCGCCUAAAUAGGUGUUCUACUCCGCUAGCCAGCACCUCUCCUAAACAGGUGUUCUACUCCGUUAGCCAGCACCUCGCCUAAAUAGGUGUUCUACUCUGUUAGCCAGCACCUCGCCUAAAUAGGUGUCCUACUCCGCUAGCCAGCACCUCUCCUAAACAGGUGUUCUACUCCGUUAGCCAGCACCUCGCCUAAAUAGAUGUUCUACUCCGUUAGCCAGCACCUCUCCUAAAUAGGUGUUCUGCUCCGUUAGCCAGCACCUCGCCUAAAUAGGUGUUCUACUCCGUUAGCCAGCACCUCUCCUAAAUAGGUGUGCGUUUCUUUCGCCUCCACAAUAAUAGUGUUUAACAUGAUUUUUGAAUGACUACCUCAUCUCUGUACCCCACACAUACAAUUAUCUGUAACGUCCCUCAGUCGAGCAGUGAAUUUGAAGCACAGAUUCAACGACAAAGACCAAGGAGGUUUUCCAAUGCCUCGCAAAGAAGGGCACCUAUUGGUAGAUGGGUAAAAAUAUAUAUAAUCUGACAUUGACUAUCUCUUUCAGCAUGGUGAAGUUAUUAAUUACACUUUGGAUGGUGUAUCAAUACACCCAGUCACUACAAAGAUACAGGUGUCCUUCCUAACUCAGUGGCCGGAGAGGAAGGAAACCGUUUAGGGAUUUCACCAUGAGGCCAAUGGUGAUUUUAAGCCAGUUACAGAGUUUAAUGGCUGUGAUGGGAGAAAACUGAGGAUUAAUCAACAACAUUGUAGUUACUGCACAAUACUAACAAUUGACAGAGUGAAAAGAAGGAAGUCUGUACAGAAUACAAAUAUUUCAAAACAUGCAUCCUGUUUGCAAUAAGGCACUAAAGUAAUACUGCAAAAAAUGUGGCAAAGAAAUGAACUUUUUGUCCUGAAUACAAAGCAUUAUGUGUUAUGUUUGGGGCAAAUCCAACACAACAUCACUGAGUACCACUAUUCAUAUUUUCAAGCAUGUUGGUGGCUGCAUCAUGUUAUGGGUAUGUUUGUCAUCGGUAAGGACUAGGGAGUUUUUUAGGAUAACAAUUAAAGGAAUAGAGCUAAGCACAGGCAAAAUCCUAGAGGAAAACCUGGUUUAGUCUGCUUUCCAACAGACACUGGGGGACAAAUCCACCUUUCAGCAGAACUAUAACCUAAAACGCAAUGCCAAAUAUACACUGGUGUUACUUAACAAGAUGACAUUGAAUGUUCCUGAGUGGCCUAGUUACAGUUCUGACUUAAAUCGGCUUGAAAAUCUAUGGCAAGACUUGACAAUGGCUAUGUAGCAAUGAUCAACAACCAACUUAACAGAGCUUGAAGAAUUUUAAAAAGAAUAAUGGGCAAAUAUUGUAAAAUCCAGGUUUGCUAAGUUCUUAGAGACUUACCCAGAAAGACUCACAGCCGCAAUCGUUGCCUAAGGUUGAUUCUAACAUGUAUUAACUAAGGGGAUUGAAUACUUAUUUUACAUACAUUUACAUUUUUAGAAAAAUGUUCUUCCACUUUGACAUUACAGAGUUAUUUGUGCAGAUCGUUAACAAAAAAUGGAAAUGAAAUACAUUUGAAUCCCACUUUGUAACACAACAACAUUUUGAAAAAGUCAAGGGUUAUGAAUACUUUCUGAAGGCACUGUAUAUGUAUGUGAAUGAUGUGUAUCGACCAUAUGGACAGUAUGUGAAUAGAAAGUUGUGUGUAUAGCAAUAGUUAAAUAGGAUUAGCCAUGACUAGAAUACAGUAUAUACAUAUUAAUUGGGAAAAACAGCAUAUAAACAUUAUGUGACCGAGUCUAAGGUUCAGGGCAGGGUACUGGGCGGAGGCCGGCUAGUAGUGACUGUUUAACAGUCUGAUGGCCUGGAGAUAGAAGCUGUUUAUCAGUCUCUCGGUCCCAGCUUUGAUGCACCUGUACUGUCUCCGCCUUUAUAGGUGGUAGUGGGGUGAACAGGCUGUGUCUCGGGGAGGCUGAGGUCCUUGAUCUUCUUGGCCUUCCUGUGACACCGGGUGCUGUAGAUGUCCCGGAGGGCAGGUAGUGUUCCCCCGAUGAAGCGUUGGGCUGACCACACCACCAUCUGGAGAGCCCUGUGGUUGCGGACGGUGCAAUUGCCGUACCAGGCGGUGAUACAGCCCGACAGGAUGCUCGCAAUGGUGCAUCUGUAGAAGUUCGUGAGGGUCUUAGGUGCUAAGCCGAAUUCCUUCAGCCUCCUCAGGUUGAAGAGGCGCUGUUGCACCUUCUUCACCACCCUGUCUGUGUGAAGGGACCAUUUCAGGUCGCUAGUGAUGUGCACGCAGAGGAACAUGAAGCUUUUUACCCUCUCCACUGCGGCCCCGUCGAUGUGGAUGGGGGUGUGCUCUCUCUGCUGUUUCCUGUAGUAAACGAUCAGCUCCUUCGUUUUGUUGAUGUUGAGGGAGAGGUUAUUUUCCUGGCACCACUCUGCCAGCGCUCUCACCUCCUCGUCAUUGUUGGGAAUCAGGCCUACCAGUUUUGUGUUGUCAGCAAACUUGAUAAUUGAGUUGGAGACGUGCCUGGCCACACAGUCAUGGGUGAACAGGGAGUACACCGUUAUAGACGUGACAUUGAUUUUGAAGUCUCAGGCAGGGCCACCUUAUCACGAGACCAUGAGCCUGCGGCGUGUCACUACACACAGAACCCAAAGAAAACAGGUGCUGGGCAAAAAUGCACUAUAUAUAAAGAAAGGCCAGCACACUGUAUAAUGCUGCUCCCCUGUGCUUUGUCCAUCCACCAUGUUACACAAACAACAAUUCAACUUUGGGGAAGUCUUUAUUGUCUUACCUAAACUCUUACCUGAGUCUUACCUGAAAUCUUACCUGAGUCCUACCUGAAAUCUUACCUGAGUCAUUCAGAUGCAAAAUUAUACACUUGAAAAACAACAAUCAACCUUGAGAACUACCAUAGAUUCCAAUCAUAGUGUUUAGUCUUUAUUAAGGUGUGAAUAGAAAUGGUAUGAAUGACGUGUUUUGCAUCUGCUUCAUCAGGGCCCGUAUUCUGGAAGCGUCUCAGAGUAGGACUGUUGAUCUAGGAUGUCCUGUCCAUGUAAGAAUAUAAAGGCAAAACUGAUCCUAGAUCAGCACAGUUCUGUUCUUUUUUCUGGGAUUAGUUCAUGCACGUGUUCCUACAGCCACAAAUCCACAAUCUAUUCUAACAGCCAAGUAAACCUAGUGCUGAUUUAGGAUCUGUCUUCCCUUUUGCAUCACAAUGAAUAAGAUUACAUAGACGGGGGACCUGAUCCUAGAUCAGCACAACAACCCUGAGAUGUCUAUCCAUUCUGGCAGCCAAGUCAACCUGAUUACCUAUAAGCCACUCUGAGGGCGUUCAAUUCAGUGGUCUUGUGGUUAGACUGUCCGCCUUGAGAUUGGAAGGUUGUGGGUUUGAUCCCCGGUCGAGUCGUACCAAAGAUUCUAAAAACGGGGCCUCUCUGCUUGGCAGUAGGGAGUUAGUUUGGGGGUAAGGCCAUGCGACAGACUAGCAUAGCAUCCUGUCCUAGGGGUUGUACUUGUACAUCAAGCUGCCUCACACUACAGAAAAAGGAGAUAGGCUCCUGUCCUAUGGGCCGUUCUGGCUCGGACAAUGAUUACUUAUUUACUCUGUAGAAGUCAAGGGGAUCCCUGAUUUGCUGUACCUUACCUUCAGUCACCUCUCCCGGAAUAGAUAGGGGGAUAAGGGGAUUGGAAAGGUCAAAGGUUGUUUUCAUUAAUCUAGCAUGCCGGGCCUUCCCAUCUCCAACUGUUAUCGAUGCUAAUUUAACUAGAGGUGGCGGUAACCCCAGGUCACCCUGCCAUGGACCAUAUGUGACCUACCACCUUGAGUCGGUCUUAUCUAGCAACAUUUGAAAUGGUGUCUUUUUACAUUGGAUAAAAGCAGAGACACAGAGCUACAAAAUGGUAUAUCAUACACUGCAUUUGAGGAACAAUGGUAAAGUAAUGCUGCUUUGAAAGUUGAUAAACUUGUAACCUCACUUUUGAGAAAAUGGCCUUUGAAUGUUUUGGUACCUACUGGAGAGCUCUUCUUUGUCUACACCCAUUCACCAUCGCUCACACCCUCUUAAGCUUUAGCCCCACCCAUCUCUUUAAGCGUUGAUCCGAGCGUUCUGUACUAGCAACAGCAGUCAAGCACCCAAGCUAACUGGCUAACUUGCUAGCUGCUUCCAGACACAAAUGAGAGAACAGCUCACUGACCGUUACUCACCCUAGCAGAGCUGGUUAGGCUGUUUUUAUGUUAUCCAGAGCAUUGGUGACUGCAACUGUGCUGCUGGCAACAAUUUAUGCUUUUUUGCCAACGUUUACUGACACCGGCCAUAAGUGUUCGUGAAUUUGUCAGUUAUUCUGCGCUCUGGCACACUCAGACGGGAGUGCUCUGAAAUCGGAGUAGUUAGCCAGAGCAAAUUUACCAGCUACGUCUAUCAACAGUUGUGGCAGUGACAUUCUAUUGAAAUGGUUACUUGCAUAGUGGUGUCUUUUGUUAAGACAUGUAGCUAGCUAGCUAGCUAGGUAAAUAAUGAACCAUAAUCCCAACUCAUGACGUUACUACCCUGCAUGAAUCUGCAGGUAGCUAACCAACCAGGUUCAAUGUUUGCUAGCUAACAUUAGGCUAUAACUAGCAAAGCAAAUGGCUCUGAGAUACGAAUAAUAAGAUCAUACACGUAACAUUAGCUAGCGAGCCAGCCAGCUAACAUUAGCUAGCUAGCUAACAGUACACUUUAACUUGAAAUGAAACCACUUUCUGUCAAAAUUUGAAAUGUGUAAUAUCUGAAAAUGUAGUUAGCUAGACUAUAUUACCCGUAUACAUCAUGGAUGGAUGCGUCUCCCUGUCACAGAUGCCAUGGUUGCCCUUAGUUUGAGAAUGUUUUCUCCAUCUCCUUAGCUAUCAUACUUGAAUUCCACUGAUUUUCAAAACUUGGUCCUCCAGAAAGUGGAGAGCAACACUUAUGCAGUUUUACUACGCAAUACAUUUUUUUAAAGCCACGUUAGACACGAUUACCUACACAUACUGACCAGCUCAAAUAGACAGAAGUGUGCUACAGUGAGGGAAAAAAGUAUUUGAUCCCCUGCUGAUUUUGUACGUUUGCCCACUGACAAAGACAUGAUCAGUCUAUAAUUGUAAUGGUAGGUUAAUUUGAACAGUGAGAGACAGAAUAACAACAACAAAAAAUCCAGAAAAACGCAUGUCAAAAAUGUUAUAAAUUGAUUUGCAUUUGAAUGAGGGAAAUAAGUAUUUGACCCCUCUGCAAAACAUGACUUAGUACUUGGUGGCAAAACCCUUGUUGGCAAUCACAGAGGUCAGACGUUUCUUGUAGUUGGUCACCAGGUUUGCACACAUCUCAGGAGGGAUUUUGUUCCACUCCUCCUUGCAGAUCAUCUCCAAGUCAUUAAGGUUUCGAGGCUGACGUUUGGCAACUCGAACCUUCAGCUCCCUCCACAGAUUUUCUAUGGGUUUUAGGUCUGGAGAUUGGCUAGGCCACUCCAGGACCUUAAUGUGCUUCUUCUUGAGCCACUCCUUUGUUGCCUUGGCCGUGUGUUUUGGGUCAUUGUCAUGCUGGAAUACCCAUUCACGACCCAUUUUCAAUGUCCUGGCUGAGGGAAGGAAGUUCUCACCCAAGAUUUGACGGUACAUGGCCCCGUCCAUCAUCCCUUUGAUGCGGUGAAGUUGUCCUGUCCCCUUAGCAGAAAAACACCCCCAAAGCAUAAUGUUUCCACCUCCAUGGUUGACGGUGGGGAUGGUGUUCUUGGGGUCAUAGGCAGCAUUCCUCCUCCUCCAAACACGGCGAGUUGAGUUGAUGCCAAAUAACUCGAUUUUGGUCUCAUCUGACCACAACACUUUCACCCAGUUCUCCUCUGAAUCAUUCAGAUGUUCAUUGGCAAACUUCAGACGGCCCUGUAUAUGUGCUUUCUUGAGCAGGGGGACCUUGCGGGCGCUGCAGGAUUUCAGUCCUUCACGGCGUAGUGUGUUACCAAUUGUUUUCUUGGUGACUAUGGUCCCAGCUGCCUUGAGAUCAUUGACAAGAUCCUCCUGUGUAGUUCUGGGCUGAUUCCUCACCGUUCUCAUGAUCAUUGCAACUCCACGAGGUGAGAUCUUGCAUGGAGCCCCAGGCCGGGGGGGGUUUACAGUUCUUUUGUGUUUCUUCCAUUUGCGAAUAAUCGCACCAACUGUUGUCACCUUCUCACCAAGCUGCUUGGCGAUGGUCUUGUAGCCCAUUCCAGCCUUGUGUAGGUCUACAAUCCUGUCCCUGACAUCCUUGGAGAGCUCUUUGGUCUUGGACAGGUGUCUUUUAUACAGGGAACAAGAUGAGAUUAGGAGCACUCCCUUUAAGAGUGUGCUCCUAAUCUCAACUCGUUUCCUGUAUAAAAGACACCUGGGAGCCAGAAAUCUUUCUGAUUGAGAGGGGGUCAAAUACUUAUUUCCCUCAUUAAAAUGCAAAUAAAUUUAUAAUAUUUUUGACAUGCGUCUUUAUGGAUGUUUUUGUUGUUAUUCUGUCUCUCACUGUUCAAAUAAACCUACCAUUUAAAAUUAUAGACUGAUCAUUUCUUUGUCAGUGGGCAAACAUACAAAAUCAGCAGGGGAUCAAAUACUUUUUUCCCUCACUGUAUAUUGCAGACCAAUCCGAACUCGUCUCUCGGCAUGUCCAGCCACUCAUUAUCUCAGCCAAUCAUGGCUAGCGGGAAGGUUGCUGUCUUUUUCUGUAGCUUAACCAACUAGGCUCGUAAUCAGUGGUGGAAAAAGUACCCAAUUGUCAUACUUGAGUAAAAGUAAAGAUACCUUAAUAGAAAAUGACUCAAGUGAAAGUCACCCAGUAAAAUACUACUUGAAUAAAAGUCUAAAAGUAUUUGGUUUUAAAUAUACUUAAGUAUCAAAAGUAAAUGUAAUUACUAAAAUGUACUUAAGUAUCAAAGUAAAAGUAUGAAUAAUAACUUAUUAAGCAAACCAGUAGGCACAAUUUUUAGUGUUUCUUAUUUAUUUAUGGAUAACCAGGAGCAUUUAUGUGAUAGAGAUGACGUUUUUAUAUAUAGCACUAAACAACUGGCUUCCCCAAGGUGAUCUUGUUGACAGGUAGCAGGGUGUGAACACACACACACACACACACACUUGAAAUAGAUUUAUGUGAUAGAGAUGAAGUUUUUAUAUAUAGCACUAAACAACUGGCUUCCCCAAUGUGAUCUUGUUGACAGGUAGCAGGGUGUGAACACACACACACACACACACACACACAUACACACACACACACACACACACACACUUGAAAUAGAUUUAUGUGAUAGAGAUGAAGUUUUUAUAUAUAGCACUUAACAACUAGCUUCCCCAAGGUGAUCUUGUUGACAGGUAGCAGGGUGUGAACACACACACACACACACACAUAUACACACACACACACACACACACACACACACACACACACACACACACACACACACACACACACACUUGAAAUAGAUUUAUGUGAUAGAGAUGAAGUUUUUAUAUAUAGCACUAAACAACUGGCUUCCCCAAGGUGAUCUUGUUGACAGGUAGCAGGGUGUGAACACACACACACACACACACACACACACACACAUAUACACACACACACACACACACACUUGAAAUAGAUUUAUGUGAUAGAGAUGAAGUUUUUAUAUAUAGCACUAAACAACUGGCUUCCCCAAGGUGAUCUUGUUGACAGGUAGCAGGGUGUGAACACACACACACACACACACACACACAUACACACACACACACACACACACACACACACACUUGAAAUAGAUUUAUGUGAUAGAGAUGAAGUUUUUAUAUAUAGCACUAAACAACUGGCUUCCCCAAGGUGAUCUUGUUGACAGGUAGCAGGGUGUGAACACACACACACACACACACACACACACUUGAAAUAGAUUUAUGUGAUAGAGAUGAAGUUUUUAUACACUGCUCAAAAAAAUAAAGGGAACACUUAAACAACACAAUGUAACUCCAAGUCAAUCACACUUCUGUGAAAUCAAACUGUCCACUUAGGAAGCAACACUGAUUGACAAUACAUUUCACAUGCUGUUGUGCAAAUGGAAUAGACAACAGGUGGAAAUUAUAGGCAAUUAGCAAGACACCCCCAAUAAAGGACUGGUUUUGCAGUUGGUGACCAAAGACCACUUCUCAGUUCCUAUGCUUCCUGGCUGAUGUUUUGGUCACUUUUGAAUGCUGGCGGUGCUUUCACUCUAGUGGUAGCAUGAGACGGAGUCUACAACCCACACAAGUGGCUCAGGUAGUGCAUCUCAUCCAGGAUGGCACAUCAAUGCGAGCUGUGGCAAGAAGGUUUGCUGUGUCUGUCAGCGUAGUGUCCAGAGCAUGGAGGCGCUACCAGGAGACAGGCCAGUACAUCAGGAGACGUGGAGGAGGCCGUAGGAGGGCAACAACCCAGCAGCAGGACUGCUACCUCCACCUUUGUGCAAGGAGGAGCAGGAGGAGCACUGCCAGAGCCCUGCAAAAUGACCUCCAGCAGGCCACAAAUGUGCAUGUGUCUGCUCAAACGGUCAGAAACAGACUCCAUGAGGGUGGUAUGAGGGCCCGACGUCCACAGGUGGGGGUUGUGCUUACAGCCCAACACUGUGCAGGACGUUUGGCAUUUGAGAAGAACACCAAGAUUGGCAAAUUCGCCACUGGCGCCCUGUGCUCUUCACAGAUGAAAGCAGGUUCACACUGAGCACGUGACAGACGUGACAGAGUCUGGAGAUGCCGUGGAGAACGUUCUGCUGCCUGCAACAUCCUCCAGCAUGACCGGUUUGGCGGUGGGUCAGUCAUGGUGUGGGGUGGCAUUUCUUUGGGGGGCCGCACAGCCCUCCAUGUGCUCGCCAGAGGUAGUCUGACUGCCAUUAGGUACCGAGAUGAGAUCCUCAGACCCUUUGUGAGACCAUAUACUGGUGCGGUUGGCCCUGGGUUCCUCCUAAUGCAAGACAAUGCUAGACCUCAUGUGGCUGGAGUGUAUCAGCGGUUCCUGCAAGAGGAAGGCAUUGAUGCUAUGGACUGGCCCGCCCGUUCCCCAGACCUGAAACCAAUUGAGCACAUCUGGGACAUCAUGUCUCGCUCCAUCCACCAACGCCACGUUGCACCACAGACUGUCCAGGAGUUGGCGGAUGCUUUAGUCCAGGUCUGGGAGGAGAUCCCUCAGGACUCAGGAGACCAUCCGCCACCUCAUCAGGAGCAUGCCCAGGCGUUGUAGGGAGGUCAUACAGGCACGUGGAGGCCACACACACUACUGAGCCUCAUUUUGACUUGUUUUAAGGACAUUACAUCAAAGUUGGAUCAGCCUGUAGUGUGGUUUUCCACUUACAUUUUGAGGGUGACUCCAAAUCCAGACCUCCAUGGGUUGAUACAUUUGAUUUCCAUUGAUAAUGUUUGUGUGAUUUUGUUGUCAGCACAUUCAACUAUGUAAUGAAAAAAGUAUUUAAUAAGAUUAUUUCAUUCAUUCAGAUCUAGGAUGUGUUAUUUUAGUGUUCCCUUAAUUUUUUUGAGCAGUGUAUAUAGCACUAAACAACUGGCUUCCCCAAGGUGAUCUUGUUGACAGGUAGCAGGGUGUGAACACACACACACACACACACACACACAUACACACACACACACACACACACUUGAAAUAGAUUUAUGUGAUAGAGAUGAAGUUUUUAUAUAUAGCACUUAACAACUGGCUUCCCCAAGGUGAUCUUGUUGACAGGUAGCAGGGUGUGAACACACACACACACACUACACUACACUACACACCCCUUUCACACAUUUAUGGUAUUUACCUCACCUAUACCUCGCUUUCACCCCCUCCUCACACACAAACACAUUGAUGCACUCAAACACACACAGUCGCACACACAAUCACACACACACAGACUGAUAUGUUAAAUACUUAUCCAGGCAUUGUAAGAUCUGGCAUGCGUCUGCAGAGUUGUUGGCUUUAUUCUGGCAAUACAUUUACAUGCUCAAUCAUUUGGAAUAAAUGUACUGCUUUAAUUAUAAUAUGUGAGUGGUAAUAAUGUAAACUGAUUUGACUGUUGUCUACGUGUAUUGUUGAAUGACCAAAUCAAUCAGUCAAUCGUUCAAUCCAAAGUGACGUAUCUUCUAAGGAAUCAUAAUUGGGCCCGUAGAGAAUCCAUCGUCCAACCAAUAAGCUAAUGGCCUUGGCUCUUUGGGAUCAAUUCUGUAGUAAAUCAAUGAAUAAUCAGUUGAUGCAGAAUGCUGUUUAUAUAGUAUGUGAACCAUAUAAAUAUAUCAAUAGAUAGAAUCUAGUUUACUUUACGUCAAUACAUUAUGUUGACCUCUGAGUUUACAGUUCUUUUGUGUUUCUUCCAUUUGCGAAUAAUCGCACCAACUGUUGUCACCUUCUCACCAAGCUGCUUGGCGAUGGUCUUGUAGCCCAUUCCAGCCUUGUGUAGGUCUACAAUCCUGUCCCUGACAUCCUUUGAGAGCUCUUUGGUCUUGGACAGGUGUCUUUUAUACAGGGAACAAGCUGAGAUUAGGAGCACUCCCUUUAAGAGUGUGCUCCUAAUCUCAGUUCGUUUCCUGUAUAAAAGACACCUGGGAGCCAGAAAUCUUUCUGAUUGAGAGGGGGUCAAAUACUUAGAGAAUCCAUCGUCCAACCAAUAAGCUAAUGGCCUUGGCUCUUUGGGAUCAAUUCUGUAGUAAAUCAAUGAAUAAUCAGUUGAUGCAGAAUGCUGUUUAUAUAGUAUGUGAACCAUAUAAAUAUAUCAAUAGAUAGAAUCUAGUUUACUUUACGUCAAUACAUUAUGUUGACCUCUGACCUUCUGUGUCUCAGUCUUCCUGGGUGUCUGCGUGGGGUCCGUCGGAGGGUCGUCCAGCGCGUGCCCGACGACAGCUGCACUACAGGAACGAAUGGGCCUCGUGGAACGGCUGGUCUGUGUGCUCGCGCUCAUGUGGGGGAGGAGCCUCGGUGCGUACACGCACCUGCAUCACCAGGUAAGAACCAGGGAUGGACCAAUCACAACAGAGAUCUACUUCAAACAGGUUAAUCCUCAAAAAAUGAAAGUGAAUGACUUUGUAGGCUGCUUUCUCUGUAUUUGCUGUGAUCUGUCUAGUAAUACAACAUGGGAAACAGAAUGACUACCACAAACUUUCCCAUUCAAGUCAGCUUUCUGUAAUGGGAUGACCAGUGGCCUUAUUUAGUGUGCCCUGAAGUGUACAGUCAAAUUGCUGGGGUCUUAAGAACUUUGCCUGUUCUAGUCAUUCUAUUUCUUAUGUAUGAAUCCAAUUCAUUAAAGGUCCAAUGCAGCUGUUUUUAUCUCAAUAUCAAAUAAUUUCUGGGUAAUUGGCAGAGUUUUGAACUCUUUCUUAUUGGUUUAUUAACUAAUUUACCGCCUAGUGAUGUCACCAGGCAGGCCAAAGCUCCAUCCCAUUAAAACAGGCUGAAAUUUCAGGCUGUCUUUUCAAACAGCUCUUACACUAAAAGUGCAUUACCAUAAUUUUCACAAUUUCAAAGUGUUAUUCAAACCUUAUUUUGUGUAAAUAUGUAUAAAACAUAACAUUUUGACCACAAUGGUCCCAGUCAGAUUUACUACUUCUCAUCCAUUCAUAAAGACUGACUCUGUCCGGAACCUUGGGGCCAUGCUCAGAACCAGACAAUACAAAUCUGCAACCCAAGUAUGUUCAACACAUACAUCACACACAUGGACCAGUAUGCUGUGUUUGCACAUGUCUAUCAUAACAUGCCAAGACCUAGUGGUCCAGUACAACAUCCAGAAUAUCAUGCAGCGGAGUGUCAAGCUUGUAGGCACCAAUGGAAACCGUUUCUAAAUGUUUUAAGAAUAUUUAAACCAGAUGUUUCGUUUUGGAUAGGUCCAGGAAGUCCCUUUAUGGUCGUUUUCCUUUCGGGCUAAAUAACCAUCCCUGGACUAUCGUGAAGGCCACUCCCUGACUCCUGCCAUAGGACAAACCGUUGCAUGCAACAUUACAAAACCAACAGAACAUGGAGUUGCUAAAGCAACACAACAGAUGUGGAACCCUGCAUCAGCCUUGUGUGUAUGACAGGAAUUUGUAACCUUUCAAUUUGUCACUUGCUGCUUUUUUGGGGGAGGUUUGUGUAACACAUAGAUUCCACUGUCUUGUUGUAACUGUAACUUGUUAUCAUGUGCUGUCUACUGCAGACCCCCAAUCACGCUUUGCCCCAAGACACAAGGGUUUGAUUCCCGGGUCCGCCCUAAAGUCAAUCACUUUUAACCCUACAUCAUCCCUUUCUUCACUGUCUAAGAAUAACCAAGCCGAAUAAUUUUUUUUAUCUGUUCUCCUUCAAAAAAGUUGUAAUCAGAAUCACAACAACUUUUGAAUGAUGGAUUUAUAUACAGAAUGGUCUUAAUCGAUGCAGACUUUCAUAUUGUUGUCAAACAUUUUGAAACGAUAAGCUGAGUGUGCUUGAGGGCUGAUAACAAAGUUGGUUCAGUGAAUGUGAACUGUGCUGUUACUAUAUUUAACCAAGCAGGUAUACUGUCUGGGCGUGAUCAGUUUCACUGAAAACAUGAACCUGUCACUUCAUUGUACUGUACAGAAGUUGAGCUCCUGAUACUAUAUGAACAGUGCAUAUGCUUCUAUCGGAGUCCCAUAAAUAGAUAGAUAUAACAUAGAGUUUUCAUCUACACCCUCAUGAUAUAUAUUCUUGAAGAUAUACCGUCCAAGAUGUUGGUUUUCUUGGAAAGUUUACGGUGCGGAUCCUGUGGGUGUGGGUGUGUUUAGACAGUGAGUCAGUAUUUUUUUAAAUAUUUUACCAUUAUUUAACUAGGCAAGUCAGUUAAGAACAAAUUCUUAUUUACAAUGAUGGCCUACACCAGCCAAACCCGGACGACGCUGGGCCAAUUGUGCGCCGCCCUAUGGGACUCCCAAUCACGGCCAGUUGUGAUACAGCCUGGAAUCGAACCAGGGGGUCUGUAGUGACGCCUCAAGCACUGAGAUGCAGUGCCUUAGACCGCUGCGCCACUCGGGAGCCCAGUACAGUAUAUUAAUGAACUCUAAACAUAUUAACAUCAGAUGGUGAGGUGUUUUGAGGCAUGCACGUGUGAGUACAUAGCACUGGGUAACCAGGUCUCUCUGUGUCUGUCUGCUGUAGGGGUGUACUGGGGGCUCAGAGGACUUCAGGGAGAUGCAGUGUUCUGCCUACAACGACAGACCGCUGGUGGCUGGAAACAGCUACAGAUGGACCACCUUCCAUGGAGGUCGGUGAGGCAUGACACGUGUGUGUGUGUGUGUGUGUGUGUGUGUGUGUGUGCGUGUGCGUGCUAAAUGUGGCAUGUGUCCAUUUGGAAAUCUGCUUGUCAUUUGGCCACACCUGUAUUAUGAGUUCAGUCCAUACUCUCCACUGACCUGUUUCACUCUUUCCCCUCUACACCCUAUCCCCCACCACUGCUUCCCCACUUCCCCCUUCUCCUACCGUCUUCCCUCUUCUCCUACCUCCUUCCCCAUUCUCCUUCCCCCUUUCCCUCUUAUCCUACCUCCUUCCCCUCUUCCCUCUUCUCCUACCUCCUUCCCUCUCCUCCUACCUCCUACCUCCUUCCCUCUCCUCCUACCUCCUUUCCCCUUCUCCAACCUCCUUUCCCUCUCCUCCUACCUCCUUUCCCCUUCUCCUACCUCCUUUCCCCUUCUCCAACCUCCUUUCCCUCUUCUCCUACCUCCUUCUCCUACCUCCUACCUCCUUCCCCCAUCUCCUACCUAUUCUCCUACCUCCUUCCCCUUCUCCUACCUCCUACCUCCUUCCCCCUUCUCCUACCUCCUUCCCCCCUUCCCCCUUCUUCUAUCUCCUUCUCCUACCUCCUUCCCCCUUCUCCUACCUCCUUCCCCUUCUCCUACCUCCUACCUCCUUUCCCCUUCUCCUACCUCCUUCCCCCCUUCCCCCUUCUCCUACCUCCUUCACCCUUCUCCUACCUCCUUCCCCCUUCUCCUACCUCCUUCUCCUACCUCCUACCUCCUUCCCUCUUCUCCUACCUCAUUCCAUUCCCAUCUGUCCCCCACCUGCUACAAGUUACCUCCUUCCUUCAAUUCUAAUGUAAAGUUUUUUUAAAACCCUGUACUGCUGUGCUAUGGCUAGGAGACAAUAGACUAGAAUGCAAUGUUUCAUAGACACUGCAGCCAGUAACCUGACUAACCCAACUUUCUAGUACCUGUAACUGUACUGUUUAGUCGUAGCUGAGAGGUAAUGUCUGUCAGUGAGGUGGUUGUAUAUACAGUAUCAGUCAAAAGUUUGGACACACCUACUAAUUACAGGGGUUUUUCUUUAUUUUUACAAUUUUUUACAUUGUAGAUUAAUAGUGAAGACAUCAAAACUAUAAAAUAACACAUAUGGAAUCAUGUAGUAACCAAAAAAAGUGUUAAACAAAUCAAAAUAUAUUUUAUAUUUGAGAUUCUUCAAAGUAGCCAACCUUUACCUUGAUGACAGCUUUGCACACUCUUGGCAAUUUGAUUUGUUUAACACUUUUUUGGUUACUACAUGAUUCCAUAUGUGUUAUUUCAUAGUUUUGAUGUCUUCACAAUUAUUCUACAAUGUAGAAAAUAGUAAAAAUAAAGAAAAACCCUGGAAUGAGUAGGUGUGUCCAAACUUUUGACUAGUGCUGUAUGUGUACGUUUAGAUUGUUAUAUAAUACCACCUACUCUAACUUCCCUCCUCUCCUAAGGUUCUAACCCAUGUGAGUUGAGCUGUCUGGCCCUGGGUCACAACUUCUACUACAACUUUGGUCGCGUCCUGGACGGCACUGCCUGCAGUAAAGAGCCUGGAGCUGUGUGUGUCAACGGAAAAUGCUUGGUGAGUGACAAUUUUGUGUGUGUCCCCCCACUAUGCAGAGAGGUGGUUUCACGAUGUGUGUGUGUCAGGCAGUAUGGGAAUCGAAGGCACACAUUCUUUCUCUCACUCUUGCCCUUUCUGUCUCUCUCUCUCUGUCUGUCUGUCUCUCUCUGUCUGUCUCUCUCUCUCUCUGUCUCUCUCUCUCUGUCUCUCUCUCUCUGUCUGUCUCUCUCUCUGUCUCUCUCUCUGUCUCUCUCUCUCUCUCUGUCUCUCUCUGUCUCUCUCUCUGUCUCUCUCUCUGUCUCUCUCUGUCUGGACAGUAUUAGGACUGUGUUUGCCAUUUCCUCUGGUUCACUCAGCAGUAGUGCACUCAUCCUGUGCAUUAGGACCAGAGUGCACUUGUCAGUGGACUUGUCAGAGCACACACACGCCUGCACGCACGAACACACACAAACACAGCCUCUAAAGGAUAGACAGAGCAAAAUAAAUGUCAAGGGCUGACAUUCCUUGUGGCUUUCUUUUAUAACUAAUUGAUGUUUAAUCAAAGCUGGAUUCAUUACGUUUCGAUAAGGGGACACUAAACAUGAAUGGUAUUGCUGCACUACAAAGAAACAGAAUGUUCAAACAGAGCAUUAACAGAACAUUACGCUCAGAAAUGCACUGUGUGUGUGUGUGUGUGUGUGUGUGUGUGUGUGUGUUCUGAGGGUCAAAGCAGAGGCCACCAAACACAUUGUUCUGGCCCUCCUCCAUGGAAUUCUCAACCUAAGUGGUUCCUGCAGGACAGUGACCGAGUGUUCAAGCAGCAGAUAAAGACACACACACAGACAUGUUGUGGCUCUGUGCAAAUGGAACAAUGCAACAAGGGGUUGCAUGAGGGGCCCUUUCAGGGACACACACACACUCACACACCUCAGUAAUAGGGUUCUCCCAUCUCUCACACACACUAGCAGAUGGAGAUGAUUGGAAAUUCAAUUCUCUACCCUGAGGUUGAGGCUUUGGUCAUUAGUACCAAAUCCAAACAUGUGUGUGUCUGUCUCUGUGUGUGUGUGUGAACAUUAGCAUGCUGGUCUUUAUGUCUGCAUGUGUGCUUGUCUGUCUUUGUUGAAGUGUAUGAGUGGAUUUAUGGGGCGUGAGGACAGGAAGCAGAUGCAGAGUCCAGCUGGGCUGGAAGGCAGCGUGACACAGAUUGAGUUCAGACCAACACUACACAAAGCUGCCUGGACUAAAUAUUGUGUGUGUGUACAGUAAAGGGCCCCUCAUGCACUCAGGUAGCUUGUUGCGUUGAUUCAUACCCUGUUGUGUACACAGAUUCACUGUGUGUGUGUGUGUGUGUGUGUGUGUGUGUGUGUGAGGGGUAGAUAAUUAUAUGUUUCCUAGAUUGCUGGUCUCUACUCCAGAACCUCCCACUUGAUUGGUUUUCUCUGCACUGCAGAAGGAAGGUACAGACUAAUCUGUCUAUCUCUGGGGUGUAGCAAGCAAAUGACCCCUUUACACGCACAUAUACACACACACACACAUACACAAAGUCCCACUUGAAUCUUCUCUCUCUCUGCUCUGAGUUUUUAAUAUAAUAAUUAUAAUAAUGAUUUCUAUUUAUAUGGUGCUUUUCACCAGGCUCCAGUGCUUUGUAGGGUUGAUGUUUCUCCUUUCAUUUUCUCUCCAUAUCUCUCCUCUCCGUUCCCUGGUCUCUCCUCUCCUUGUCUCUGCUCUCCACGUCUCUCCUCGGCUCUCUACGUCUCUCCGCUCCACGUCUCUCCUCUCCUCGUCUCUGCUCUCUACGUCUCUGCUCGUCACUGCUCUCCACUUCUCUCCUCUUCUCUCCUUUCCAUGUCUCUCCUCCCCUCCCCUCCCCUCUCCUCAUCUCUCCUCCCCUCCCCUCUCCUCGUCUCUCCUCCCUUCUCGUUUCUCCUCUCCUCAUUUCUCCUCCCCUUCCCUCCCCUCUCCUUAUCUCUCCUUCCCUCCCCUCUCCUCUCCCCUCCUCUUCCUCUCCCUCUCCUCCCCCUCUCCGCUCCCCUCAUCUCUCGCGUCCCCUCCCGCAAUCCCCUGUCCUCCUCUCCCUUCCCCUCUCCUCGUCUCUCCUCCCCUCCCCCCUUCCUUUUCUCUCUCCCCGCCCCUCUUCCUUUCUCUCCUCCCCUCUCCUCAUCUCUCCUCCCCUCCCCUCUCCUUCCCUCUCCUCCCCGCCCCUCUCCUCCAUCUCUUCCUUCCCUCCCCUCCUCCUCAUCUCUCCUUCCCUCCCCUCCUCUCCUCCCCUCCUCUCUCCCUCUCUCCUCCCCUCCCCUCCCCUCUCCUCGUCUCUCCUUCCCUCCUCUCCCCUCAUUUCCCCUCCUCUUCUCUCCUCCAUCACUCCACAGCUUCCCUUGUCACCAGUCCCUCUUUGUGCCUCUGUGGUAUAUCCAAGUAAAUGGUGUGUACAUGCACUUUCACAUGGGUGUGUGUGUUGUGUGAGUGACUGCAUAUAUAUGUGUGUGUGUGUGCACGCAUGCGUGAGUGCGUAUCUGUGUCUGAAUUCUCUGCCGUAGAAGGUGCAUUGGGGCCACUGGUGCCUUUCCGAGCAUCCGGACAGCACUGGCCUCUCUAUAGAAUGGUUAGAGUUAGCUGGUCAUCGUGUGAGACCACUGCUGCCUAACCACAUAUAACCCUUAGAGAGUCUUGCAUCUUGCUCAUCUCAGUAUCUGCGGUGCUGCUUGUGGCAUUUUGCUGAGUCUACCUUUAACAAGUCCAUCACCAGUUAGUGGCGCUGUGUUUUUCAGGUGUUAGCUUUGGGUGCUGUAUUUGGUUUUCAACCUAGAUUAUUUUUGUUGCUUUGUCUGAUGUGUGUCUGGUUUUAUGUUCAUUGUCUCUGUGUUGUCUGUAGGUUGUCUGAACGUUGUCUGUAUGUUGUCUGAACGUUGUCUGUAUGUUGUCUGAACGUUGUCUGUAUAUUGUCUCAACGUUGUCUGUACUUUGCCUGAACUUGUGUUGUGCAGACACCGGGCUGUGACCUGAUCCUGGGCUCGGACCAGCAGGAGGAUGCCUGUAUGGUGUGUGGAGGACAGAACUCAACCUGUCUACACCACAGGAGUGUGUACCAGAAUGCACAGGGAGCAGGUAUAGACACACAUGCAUGCACGCACACAUACACAUACACACACAUACACAUACACAUACACACACACACACAGACACCACACGCCACACAAACACACACACACACACCACACACACACAAACACAACCUCUGAAGCAUAGACAGAGUAAACGAAAUGGGCUGACAUACACUGAAUGUACAAAACAUUAGGAACUUCCUCAUUUUUAGUUGCACCCCCUUUGCCCUCAGAACAGCCUCAAUUUGUCGGGGCAUGGACUCUACAAGGUGUCAAAAGGUUCCACAGGGAUGCUGGCCCAUGUUGACUUCAAUGCUUCCCACAGUUGUGUGAAGUUGGCUGUAUGUCCUUUGGGUAGUGGACCAUUGAUUCACACGGGAAACAGUUGAGCGUGAAAAACCCAGCAGCGGUGCAGUUCUUGACACACUCAAACCGGUACACCUAGUACCAUUCCCUUUUCAAAGGCACUUCAAUCUUUUGUCUUGCCCAUUCACCCGCUGAAUGGCACACAUACACAAUCCAUGUCUCAAUUGUCUCAAGGCUUAAAAAUCCUUCUUUAACCUGUCUCCUCCCCUUCAUCUACACUGAUUUGAAGUGGAUUUAACAAGUGACAUCAAUAAGGGAUCAUAGAAUUCACCUGGUCAGUCUAAGUCAUGGAAGGAGCAGGUGUUUCUAAUGUUUUGUACACUCAGUGUAUAUGUUUAGUCAAAGCUGGAUUCAUUAAGUUUCGAUAAGGGAACGCUAAUUAAUGGUACUUGCUUCACUCAAUGGAAAUAGAAUGUUCAAACAGAGCGUUAACAGAAUAUUUUACGCUAGGCCCAUAAAUGCACUGUGUGUGUGUUCUGAGGGUCAAAGCAGAGGCCACCAAACUCUAUGUUCUGGCCCUCCGCCAUGGAAUUCUCAACCUAAGUGGUUCCUGCAGGACAGUGACCGAGUGUUCAAGCAGCAGUGAAACACGCACGCACGCACACACACACACGUGCACUCUGUCUCUAUCAAAGGCAGACACAAACAUACAGACACAAGAAUACAUCCUCCGCACACAGACACACACACACAGAGCAGCCAACACCUCUGCCGUGUGAUUAAGGCACUGCUCUCCAUUCUGAAACAGAAUCCUCUCUUGAGCUGGCGCCGCGUGUGGGCAUGGUGACUGAGGAGUGACUGUACUGCUUCAUAAUGGUUCAGCUUGAGUGAGGAGAAAACAUGGAGAGAAAGAAGGCUUUGUUUGGGUGCCUGGGUAGCCUAGGAGGGCUUGCCUGGUUUUCUCUCCUCCUGCAGCUGUGUGUCCAAAUGAGGCGUAACAGAUUUGAUGCCGCUGGGCACAAUCAUUGCUUCCCACAGGGUCAAAAGCCAAGGGCCCAGAGAACUCAUCACGGUCAGGCUAUAUCUACAUUUACAUUGUAGUCAUUUAGCAGAUGCUCUUAUCCAGAGCGACUUACAGUAGUGAGUGCAUAAAUUUUUCUUACUUUUUCUAACCCUAUAAGAUCUUCUUAAGGGUAGGCACGUCUGGUGUACAGGCAUUUGUUCCAGCCCAGCACGAAAACACCUGAUUCAAAUAAUCAUCACGGUCAGGCUAUAACUCUCUAACGUUAACCGGAGGUGGAACAGAACAUUUUACAACUCCUCCUCACCCUAAGUCAAGGUUGAUAACACAAACCCUACAGCUGAACUCUACAGGAUAGGCACCUUUGUGGCUAAAAUGUGUGAAGGUCUUUGUUUCAGCCUAGCACUAACACAAAAAUACAUCUAGAUCAGUUUCCUAACUCUACAGCCCUGUACAGAUCUAACAGCCGACCAUAAGGAGAGCCAAAACUAGACCGUUUUAUAAUGUUGUGUUGUAGAACAGCUGACUGACUCCAGCUCUUCACACAACACUAGGCUGUGUUGCUUUGAUGCAGGUUUGCACAAGUUGGAUUUUUCCUACAUUUGCUUUGCAUUUGGCCAUGCAACCACUGGAAUUUGAAUGAAAAGCUAUUUCGUGGCAUUUUUAACAGUACCUACUAACUCGAAAACAACAAGUAUAGCCACACAAUAAUGUUAGCUUGCAGAGAAAACAUGGUUUUGGUUUUUAGAUGUUGCUAGAUGUUUGUUUGAACGAGGAAGUCCUGAACACAGCUGAACUUAGUAAGGGUAGGCCCCUCCGCUGUCUGCAGGCCCAGCACUAACACACGAGAUUCAUUUUAAAAAAUCAAACUCAGGUUCAUAACUAAGUCUAUUGCUGAACCAUAGAGAUAGAUAGAGGGCUCUAGAUGGACAUAACCUGUUUUAGCAUGAACAUUGCCAUUGAGUGCUUGCACCAUUUUAAACUAGUCAAUGAUUAGAGCAUUGUUUUCAAAUUGGGUUGCAUAUGGUUAGUAAAUGGCUUUAAAGCGGCAAUCAGCAGUAGAAACAAUAACAAAGCAUUCUCCCUGCCCCUGGUUUCGGUAAAAAGCUGAGGGAUGGGGCUGGAGAAAUGUAACCACUCUCAAAUUCAUAGACAAAGCUACUGAUGCAAGGACUGACCAUCCAUGAUAUCAACAUUAUAGCUUUAACCAUGUUGUGAGGCCAAAUAGUGUUUGUUUACAUUUUCUUUGUUGGAGUAAAACAAGCUUAUAUUUUGGGUUCCGAUGGGGUACAGCAGUUGAAGUAAGUUCAUGAGGCAUUUAUAAGUUAUAUUCUUCAAGAAUCAAUGGGUACAUAUCAUUAAUUUAUAAAUCCAAAAAUUGAUGUAGCAACCGCUGAUUGCCCCUGUAAGCUAUAUCUCCGCCAUCUAGUGGCCAGAAUAUAUGAAUUGCACACAAUAUUUGGUUCAGGACUCCAGUAUGGUGGCGGUAAAUCACCAAUAUUAGCUUUACGCUUUCUUCAAACACAAAAUAAUAAGAAAAUGGACAACUUUAAAAUAGCACAUUAACUCUGCGCAUAGCUUUUAAUCUCAGAUACCUACAAUUGUCAAAACAAGAGCAACGGGAUCUCAGUCCCAUAGAAAAAAACAGGAUGAAUAGGGUUGCUGCUUGCCUUUCACCCACCAGCAGCAGGGGGACCAUAGAGAUGUUGCCUGCUUUUGGCCCACUAGUGAAAUAUCACUCUCUAAAUGAAUGGUUCAUGCUUUUGGCUCGACGGUGAAAUAUCCCUCUUUGGUUUUAAAUGUUAACCAUUAGUAAACUGUCUGUAAAUCAUUAUAUAAUCCUAAUUUAGUCGUUAUCAUUAAUAUUAGUAAAUGGAUAUGUAUGUAUUAACUAUUUGCUAUGAGAAUAUAUUAUUCAGGAAAGAAAUCCAUAUGUAUUUACUUUAAUAAAGUUUUAGAAGUGUUACACGUAUAAGCAUAUAUAGUAUAUAUUCACAUACAGUGGGGAAAAAAAGUAUUUAGUCAGCCACCAAUUGUGCAUGUUCUCCCACUUCAAAAGAUGAGAGAGGCCUUUAAUUUUCAUCAUAGGUACACGUCAACUAUGACAGACAAAAUGAGAAAAAAAAAUCCAGAAAAUCACAUUGUAGGAUUUUUAAUGAAUUUAUUUUUAAAUUAUGGUGGAAAAUAAGUAUUUGGUCAAUAACUGGAUUUUUGGAUUUUUUUUUCUCAAUGUGUCUGUCAUAGUUGACGUGUACCUAUGAUGAAAAUUACAGGCCUCUCAUCUUUUUAAGUGGGAGAACUUGCACAAUUGGUGGCUGACUAAAUACUUUUUUUCCCCACUGUAUAUAUUGCAUAUAUCACAUGCUGCACCACAUAUGUUGUUUAUAUACAUCAUUAGUGUUACCCAGACUCUAAAUGAAUGGUUUAUGCUUGUCUCCCACUGGUGUAAUAUCUGUCUUAAUGAAUGUCUCUGUACUCUGUUGGCUAUAGCGGGUCCGUUUGGGUACAAUGAAGUGACCAUGAUCCCAGCUGGAGCUACUCACAUCCGCGUCACCGAUAACAGCAGGAACUAUCUGGGUAAGAGAUGGCUCAGCUUGACACACACACACACACACACACACACUGGGAAUGAACUGUCACACAAGGACAGCGUCAAUGUUCUGUAGUAUCACUAACUAUAUACAGUACAUAUACAGACAGCUGGUUUUGACCGAUAAUUUGCUUUGAGAGAUUAUCCUUUUUAUCAUGUUCUGUAUGUCUGCUAUGAGUUUCAACCCACCCACCCAUGGCUAUAGAACUCCACCGCUACCCUGACACAUUAAAUAUCUGGUCAUAAUACUGCUCCCCUCUCAUUCCUGUUAGCUUACUGCCACUUCCUGGCACCAGAGACCGAUACAGCUCUCUGGUUGAUAGCCAGUUGCACUCUGGGUGGGCUCUCCAGUCAACACAACACCCAAGGCUAUCCAUCUAUUCUCACCCACAUUUACAAGACCGAAAUAACGUGACUCCUGAAAUGGAAAAUGCAGGGAUCCUGAAAUGAAACACUCGUAAAGGUUUAAUUUGGCCAUGGGGCAGGGUGGGGGAACUGGGUGCGGGAAGAGGGUGGGAGGAACUGGGGAUCUGGCCUCCUGGCGGGCAGGUGGAAGUACUUGGUUAGUUCUGAUUUGGUUGGAAGAUUUCCACCAAAAAAAUAAACUUCCAAGAGAUGGUUUCCCUAUUUGUUGUCUGUUCCUGCAACCUAUUACUUUGCUGAAUUAAGAAAUCUUUAUGUAAAAUGCAGGGUUGGGGUUUAUUCCAUUUCAAUUUAGUAAAGUGGUCCCGUGGUCCCAUGUGCUCAGUUGGUAGAGCAUGGCACUUGCAACGCCAGGGUUGUGAAAAUGAAAAUGUAUGCACACUACUGUAAGUCACUUUGGAUAAAAGCGUCUGCUAAAUGACUAAAAUGUUAAAUGUAAUUAAGGAAGUAAACACAUUUUCCUCAAUUGCGAUUUCUGUUUACUUCCUGAAUUGACUGAAAAGGAAAUGACCCCAACCCUAGCAUAAUUCAAUCAAACACUGUAUACAUAUUAUCGUCACAAAGCCAAUUUCAGUCUCACUUCACCAAUCAGCAUUGAAAAUCAGAAACAUUCCCAUCUACCUUCAUUCAAUCCCUUCUCUUCCCCCUCCAGCGCUCCAGAACGGGCGUUCCCAGUUUGUCAUUAAUGGAAACUGGAAGAUCAGUGUUCCUGGGGAGUACAGCGUAGCGGGAACCAAGCUCCUGUACAAGCGCUCUGCGGACACCUGGGAAAGCUUUGAGGUCCCUGGACCCACUAUGGAGGACCUACACGUCAUGGUCAGUCUGGUCAAAGUUAUAGGGGAUAGGAGCUGCAAUGCAAUAACUAUACUGAACAAAAAUAUAAACGCAACAUGCAACAAUUUCAUUGAUUUUACUGAGUUACAGUUCAUAUGAGGAAAUCAGUCAAUUGAAAUAAAUUCAUUAGGCCCUAAUCUAUGGAUUUCACAUGACUGGGAAUACAGAUAUGCAUCUGUUGGUCACAGAUACCUUUAAAACAAAUGGGCCUCAUAAUGGGCCUCAGGAUCUCGUUACGGUAUUUUUAUGCAUUCAAAUUGCCAUCGAUAAAAUGCUAUUGUGUUCUGUAGCUUAUGCCUGUCCAAAAACCAUAACCCCACCGCCACCAUGGGGCAGUCAGUUCACAAUGUUGACAUCAGCCAACCGCUCACCCAAACGACGCCAUACACGUGGUCUGCGAUUGUGAGGCCGGUUGGACGUACUGCCAAAUUCUCUAAAACGACGUUGGAUGUGGCUUAUGGUAGAGAAAUAAACAUUAAAUUAUCUGGCAACAGCUCUGGUGGGCAUUCGUGCAGUCAACAUGCCAAUUGCACGCUCCCUCAAAACUUCAGACAUCUGUGGCAUUGUGUUGUGUGACAAAACUGCACAUUUUAGAGUGGCCUUUUAUUGUUCCCAGCACAAGGUGAACCUGUGUAAUGAUCAUGCUUUAAUCAUCUUAUUGAUAUGCCACACCUGUCAGGUUGAUGGAUUAUCUUGGCAAAGGAUAAAUGCUCACUAACAGGGAUGUAAACAAAUUUGUGCACAACAUUUUAGAGAAAAGCUUUUUGUGCGUAUGGAAAAUGUCAGGGAUUUUUUUUUUCAGCUCAUGAAACAUGUGACCAACACUUUACAUGUUGCCUUUACUGUAUAUUUUUGUUCAGCGUAUAUAGAGACGGCAAACUAACCUCACAAAUUAAGGUACGCAAUGAUAGCUUUGUUAGUAUACUUGUUCAACCCCAAUUUAGCAGAACCAUUCAGUCUUCUCUCCUAUAUGUAACUGACGUAUAUUUUCAAAAUGUAUUGUCAUCCAUAUGUUAUAUUUUUGUCAGGAUAUUGUUGGUAUAUUGACAAUUAUAAACUGGGUGGUUCGAGCCCUGAUACUGAUUGGCUGACAGCCGUGGUAUAUCAGACCGUAUACCACGGGUAUGACAAAACAUUUCUUUUUUUACUGCUCUAAUUACGCUGGUAACCAGUUUAUAAUAGCAAUAAGGCACCUGGGGGGUUUGUGGUAUAUGGCCAAUAUACCACAGCUAUGGGCUGUAUCCAGGCACUCUGUGUUGCGUCGUGCAUAAGAACAGCCAUAUACCACAAACCCCCCAGGUGCAUAUUGGCCAUAUACCACACCCAUUUGGCCUUAUUGCUUAAAUAUACCAGGUAUUAUAAAACAAUAUAUUUCAAAAUAUAUUAAAAUAUAUAUCCGUUGUACACUGUGUGGUUAUGUGUCUGCAGGUGUUGGCAACAGACAGGAACCCGGGGAUAGAAUACGAGUAUUGGCUCCCUCCAGACAGCUACGCCCUGUACCAUGGCAGGAGGAGUCAGCUACGCCAGCCUCACCACACUGCUAGCUACAUCCCCUGGGACCAGCCCACCACCACUACUACUACUACUACCACAACCACCACUACUACUACUAGGCCUCUCUCUGUCACCACAAGACCCUACUGGGGUAAGACCGCUGACCAUUGUUAAAGGGGUAGUUCACCCAAAUUAACAUGUUGUUUCCUUACCUUGUAAGAAGUGUAAGGACAAAAUGCAAUCCAGGUUUUGGGUUUGUUUACCUAGCCGCUGUCACCAACCGCUAACUUAGCUAGCUAGCAUUUUCUAAGCAAAAGCCAAAUGGAUGUCAAUGUACUUAAUAUUAACAUGUGUUAAAUUUAAUGUCCAAAAUGUCAAUUUAAUUUGAUGUACGUAGUUACAUGGGUAAGACCUGCCCCUGGUUUCAUUCAUCCUCUGUUUGUGUAACUAAAGUUCAAUACAUGAUAGAUAGAUAUGGAAGAUAGAUGGAUCUAAACAUUAUUGCAAGAGAUAAAAACAAAAUCCGCACAUUACGACAAGCUCUACAACGUAAAAAUCUUUUUGUUUUUAAAUUAAAAAAACUUUUUUAAUAUUUUCAGAUCUGACUGCCUCCGGUACUGCAGAGGUACUGCCAGAUCUCAAAAUAUUCAAAUAGGUUUUUUUACAUUUCAUUUUUUUAAAUGAAUAUUAUUAACAACAACAGAGGUAACACAUUUUGGCCAAGGGAUCCUUGGAAUAAGUUUAGAGGGUGUUAUACAAUACAAUGUAAUCUACCAUUUAUGUUCAUAAUCCUGGGCAACAUGGGACUGGGAGGCUUACAGGGACCCCAGUUUGAAAACCCCUGGCCUACAAAAUGCCUCAGACUGUGCCUUGCUAAUGUGCAGCAAAUGUCUUCCGGAAUGUUUUAUUACAUCCGUUUAUAUAACUGAGGGAAAUGAUUAACUGCAAACUCAAUCAUAGGUUUAUAAUCAGUGUUGUAUUACUAUUAAAUUGGCCCUGGUUGGAAUGUAACCAACAUUCAAUAGAAAUCAUUAUAUUUGUCCUAUAUAACUGCAAAAGUGGACUUUGAUCCAAAACUGAAUACAAUGUGCUGACCUGCUAUACUUUGAUCUGCACUUGGCUGACAAUAACAGAUAAAGCCAAGGAAUGAAGUUUCUGGAGUGGAAUGUCCCUCUCUUAUCUUAGAAGUGUUUAGUGAUAACACUCCUAAUCCCAAAACCCACUGCAUAUUCCAUGCUGAGAUAGUGGUGCUUGGUACAGUACCAUAGUUUUGACUGAUUUCUGUGUAGUGCUCAACAAAGCAAUGAUCUAAGUCUUUAGCAUUCUUUAGAAUUUAGUCAAACAGGUUUGAUCAUUUAGUAAUUACUCAAGUGAUUUGGUGCAGGACAUAAUGGGAGUAGCCUAGCCCCUAGCAUAGUGUUUUCUAACUGACGGGUUGAGAAGUAGCCUAGCCCCUAGCAUAGUGUUUCCCAACUGGCGGGUUGAGAAGUAGCCUAGCCCCUAGCAUAGUGUUUUCUAACUGGCGGGUUGAGAAGUAGCCUAGCCCCUAGCAUAGUGUUUUCUAACUGACGGGUUGAGAAGUAGCCUAGCCCCUAGCAUAGUGUUUCCCAACUGGCGGGUUGAGAAGUAGCCUAGCCCCUAGCAUAGUGUUUUCUAACUGGCGGGUUGAGAAGUAGCCUAGCCCCUAGCAUAGUGUUUUCUAACUGGCGGGUUGAGAAGUAGCCUAGCCCCUAGCAUAGUGUUUUCUAACUGGUGGGUUGAGAAGUAGUCUAGUCCCUAGCAUAAUGUUUCCCAACUGACGGGUUGAGAAGUAGCCUAGUCCCUAGCAUAGUGUUUUCUAACUGACGGGUUGAGACCCAACUGGUGGGUUUAGAUCCACUAAAGGGUCACGCAGUCAGUUCCUCUUGGGUCGUGGCUAAAGACUGGGUUUGGUCCAGAAACAUGGUCUUGUUUACCUUGUGGGUCACAGGGAGCAUUGAAAGCCUUUGGGGGAGUCAAGAUGAACAAAAGCGAUUUGCUUUUUAGCGUUAGCGUUUUGGAGCAGAAAUCAAUGAUCUAAGACAAUGUUUGCUCAUGUCGUAUCCUAGUGAUUUGAUGCUGGACAGAAAGUCAGUCUUUAGUGAUUCUGCCUAAAGAAUGUCUUGGAAAGAUCCUUUGGCCGAAUCCUGAUUCAAGAUACACAUGUGCUUCUCCAUCGUUUGCACAAAUCUGAAAUCUCACAUUAAUGGGUGAUUAAUGCAAAACUUAAAGGGAUAGUUCAGAAAUUGUACAUAUUUAGAUAUUUCUUUCCUCAUCUCAAAAUUAUUUGGGCAUGACAUUUUAAACAUGCUUAACUGGGGAGAUUGAUCUACAUGGUGCUUUGGUUAAAAAUGUAACAUUUUGUUGGCAGUGGCUAGUUUAACAAAACCCAAAUGUGGAUUUCAGUCACUCCUUGUCCAUAGACUGCUUCUAAGGUAAGAAAACAAAUAUCUAAUAAAUAUGUAAAAUCGCUGAACCAUCCCUUAAAGUUACGUUCAAGUUUAUGUCUUGGACCAAGGUCAUUUUCUUGGUCAGGUCAUGACAAACUCCUGGCCCCAACUUUGUCCAAAGGCAUGUUGAUACUCAGUAAUGUAACUUACCUUUUCCCGCACUGUCCCUCAGCUCCUCCAGGUGGCUGGCCCGUCAAGUCCCCUCGCCAUCCAGCUCGCCAACCCCCUCACCAGCCCCAGCCCCACCGCCCACCUGUCCUUCCCCGCCUGGAGAGGGACGAGACCAGGGGGAACCGACUACCCCAACCCCCCCGAGGAGGUUUGCUCCACCUCACCCCAAUCUCUCCCUCACCUCACCUCACCUAAUCAUCAACCCCUAUCUCACCCCCACUCCCCCAAACCCCAACUCUACCCUUACUCAAAUGCUACAAUCCUCUCUGCCUCCCCCCAGUCUCACCCCAGUCCCCCCAAAGGCCUACAACGCGACGCGGACCGAAACGACACCGACGCGCGGCCGCGACCGACCGCAGACGCGGACGCGCGACGCAGCGGCCCGGGAAGCGACCGACGCGCGACGGACGCGCCGGAAGCGAGCACGCGCGACGCGACCGCCCGGGAAGUCGAGCCGACGCGCGACGCGACGCGGCCGGAAGCGUAGCAGAGCGCGACGCGACGCGGCCGGGAAAGCAGCUAGCGCGCGACGACGCGCGGGAAGCGAGCGACGCGCGACGGACGCGGCCCGGGAAGGAGCCGACGCGCGACGGGCCGGGAAGCGAGCCGACGCGCGACGCGACGCGGCCCGGAAGCGAGCCGACGCGCGACGGAGCGGCCGGGAAGCGAGCCGAACGCGCGACGCGACGCGGCCGGGAAGCGAGCGACGCGCGACGCGACGGGCCGGGAAGGACCGAUCGCGCGACGCACGGCCGGAAGCGAGCCGAGCGCGACGCGACGCGGCCCGGGAAGCGAGCCGACGCGCGACGCGAGCGCCGGGAAGCUGAGCCGACGCAGACGCGCACCCGGGAAGCAUCCACCGCACGCGGCCCGGAAGCGAGCCGACGCGCGACGCGACGCGGCCGGAAGCGAGCGCGACGCGCGACGGAACGGCCCGGGAGCAGACACGACGCGCGACGCGACGCGGCCCGGAAGCGAGCCGACGCGCGACGCGACGCGGCCCGGAAGCGAGCCGACGCGCGACGGACGCGGCCCUGGACAGCGAGCCACGCGCGACGCGACGCGGCCCGGGAAGCGAGCCGACGCGCGACGCGACGCGGCCCGGGAAGCGAGCCGACGCGCGACGCGACGCGGCCGGGAAGCGAGCCGACGCGCGACGGACGCGGCCCGGGAAGCGAGCGACGCGCGACGCGACGCGGCCCGGAAGCGAGCCGACGCGCGACGCGACGCGGCCCGGGAAGCGAGCCGACGCGCGACGCGACGCGGCCGGGAAGCGAGUCCGACGCGCGACGCGGCCCGGGAAGCGAGCCGACGCGCGACGCGACGGGCCCGGGAAGCGAGCCGACGCGCGACGCGACGCGGCCCGGGAAGCGAGCCGACGCGCGACGCGAGGGCCCGGGAAGGAGCCGACGCGCGACGCGGCCGGGAAGCGAGCACGGACGCGCGACGCGACGCGGCGCGCCGGGAAGCGAGCCGACGCGCGACGCAGGCCGGGAAGCGAGCCGACGCGCGACCGACGCGGCCGGGAAGCGAGCCGACGCGCGACGCGACGCGGCCCGGGAAGCGAGCCGACGCGCGACGCGACGCGGCCCGGAAGCGAGCCGACGCGGACGCGACGCGGCCCGGGAAGCGAGCCGACGCGCGACGCGACGCGGCCCGAAGCGAGCGACGCGCGACGCGCGACGCGGCCCGUGAAGCGAGCCGAGCGCGACGCGACGCGGCCCGGGAAGCGAGCCGACGCGCGACGCGACGCGGCCGGGAAGCGAGCCGACGCGCGACGCGACGCGGCCGGGAAGCGAGCCGACGCGCGACGCGACGGGCCCGGAAGCGAGCCGACGCGCGACGCGACGCGGCCCGGGAACGAGCCGACGCGCGACGCGACGCGGCACGGGAAGCGAGCCGACGCGCGACGCGACGCGGCCGGGAAGCGAGCCGACGCGCGACGCGAGCCCGGGGAGCGAGCCGACGCGCGAGCGACGAGGCCCGGGGAGCGAGCCGACGCGCGACGCGACGCGGCCCGGGAAGCGAGCCGAGACGCGACGCGACGGGCCCGGGAAGCGAGCCGACGCGCGACGCGACGCGGCCCGGGAAGCGAGCCGACGCGCGACGCGGCCCCGGGAAGAGCCGACGCGCGAGCGACGAGGCCCGGGAGUGGAGCCGACGCGCGACGCGACGCGGCCGGGAAGCGACCCGACGCGCGAGCGACGCGGCCCGGGAAGCGAGCGACGCGCGACGCGACGCGGCCCGGGAAAGCCGAGCCGACGCGGCACGGGAAGGAGCCGACGCGCGAGCCGAACGAGCCGACCCGACGAAGCGGCCGAAAGCGCGCGACGGACGCGGCCGGGAAGCGAGCCGACGCGCGACGCACGCGGCCCGGGAAGCGAGCCGACCGCGAACGCGACCGGGCCCGGAAUCGACGCCGAACGCGACUACGCGGCCGGGAAGCGAGCGACGCGGACGCGAGCGGCCCGGGAAGCGAGCCGACGGCGACGCGACGGGCCUCGGAAGCGAGCCGACGCGCGACGCGACGCGCCCUGGGAAGCGAGCGACGCGCGACGCGGCCAGGAAGCGAGCCGACGCGGACGCGAGCGGCCCGGGAAGCGAGCCGACGCGCGACGCGACGCCCGGAAGAUGAGCCGACGCGCGACGCGAGCGCGGCCCGUGAAGCGAGCCACGCGCGACGCGACGCGCCCGGGAAGCAGCCGACGCGCGACGCGACGGGCCCGGGAACGAGCCGACCGCGACGCGACGCGUCCGGAGAAGGCGAGCCGAGGGCGCGACGCGGACCGGGAAGACGAGCCGACGCGGAGCGACGCGCCUCGGGAAGCGAGCCGACGCGCAGAUCGCAGCCCCUGGAAGUAGCCGACGCGCGACGCGACGCGGCCGGGAAGCGAGCCGACGCGCGACGCGCGCGGCCCGGGAAGCUAGCAGACUGCGCGACGCUACGCGGCCCCGGAAGCAGACGACGCGCGACCGACCGGCACGGAAGGAGCCGAUCGCGCACGCGACGCGUGCCGGGAAGCGAGCCGACGCGCGACGCGAACAGCCCGCGGAGCGAGCCGACUGCGCGCCCCGCGACGCGCCCGGGAAGCAGCCGACGCGCGACUCGACGCGCCCGGGCAGCGAGCCGACGCGCGACGACGAGGCCGGGAGCGAGCCGACGCGCGACGCGACCCGGCCCGGAACGAGCCGACGCGCGACGCGACGCCCGGGAAGAGAGCCACACGACGACGCGACGCUCCCGGAAGCGAGCGACGCGCGACGCGUCCUGAAGCAGCCGACGCGCACGCCCCGGACCGACGCGACGUACGCGGCCCGGAAUCGAGCCGACGCGCGACGCGACGGCCCGGUGAAGCGAGCCGACGCGCGACGCGGCCCCGGAAGGGCCGACGCGGGAGCGACGCGGCCGGAAGCGAGCCGACGCGCGACGCGACGCGGCCCGGGAAGCGAGCCGACGCGCGACGCGACGCGCCCGGGAAGCGAGCCGACGCGCGACGCGACGGGCCCGGGAAGGAGCCGACGCGCGACGCGCGCGGCCGGAAGCGAGCCGACGCGCGACGCGACGCGGCCCGGGAAGCGAGCCGACGCGCGACGCGCCCGGAGAGAGCGACGCGCGACGCGACGCGGCCGGGAGCGAGCGACGCGCGACGCGACGCGGCCCGGGAAGCGAGCCGACGCGCGACGCGACGCGGCCCGGGAAGCGAGCCGACGCGCGACGCGACGCGGCCCGGGAAGCGAGCCGACGCGAGCGACGCGGCCCGGGGAAGCGAGCCGACGCGCGACGCGACGCGGCCCGGGAAGCGAGCCGACGCGCGACGCGACGCGCCGGGAAGCGAGCCGACGCGCGAGCGACGCGGCCCGGGAAGCGAGCCGACGCGGACGCGACGCGGCCGGGAAGCGAGCCGACGCGCGACGCGACGCGGCCCGGGAAGCGAGCCGACGCGCGACGACGCGGCCCGGGAAGCGAGCCGACGCGCGACGCGACGCGGGCCCGGGAAGCGAGCGACGAGCGCGACGCGCCCGGGAAGCGAGCCGGACGCGCGACGCGACGGGCCGGGAAGCGAGCCGACGCGCGACGCGACGCGGCCCGGGAAGCGAGCCGACGCGCGACGCGACGCGGCCCGGGAAGCGAGCCGACGCGCGACGCGACGCGGCCCGGGAAGCGAGCCGACGCGGACGGACGGGCCCGGGAAGCAGAGCCGAGCGAGCGACGCGGGCCCGGGAAGCAGCGACGCGCGACAGACGGCCCGGGUAAGACGAGCCGACGCGCGACGAGACAGGCACCGGAAGCGAGCCGACGCUGCAGACGACGACUGGCUACGGGAGCGAGCCUACGCGCGACGAGACGGCCCGGGAAGCAACCAGUACGCGGACAAGUCACGCGCCAAGCACGACGCGGACGACCGGCCGGAAGAGAGCCGACCGCGACGCGACGCGGCCCGGGAAGCGAGCCGACGCGUACGCGACCGCCGGGAAGCGAGCCACGAACGCACCACGCGGCCCGGAAGCGAGCCGACGCGCGACGCAGCGACCGGGAAGCAGCGAGCGCACGACGCGGCCGGAAGCGAGGCGACGCGGAGCGAGCCGGCCCGGAAUGAGCCGAGCGCGACGGACGCGCCCGGGAAGCGAGCCGACGCGCGACGCGCCGACGCGGCCGGGAAGCGAGCCUAGACGGCACGCGACGGCCCGGAAGCGAGCCGACGCGCGACGCGACGCGGCCCGGGAAGCGAGCCGACGCGCGACGCGACGCGGCCCGUGGAAGCGAGGCCGACGCAGCACGCGACGCGGCCCGGGAAGCGAGCCGACGCGCGACGCGACGCGGCCGGAAGUCGGCCGACGCGCGACGACGGACGACGAGCCGACGCGGAAGCGAGGCCGGAACGAGCACGCGACGGCGCCGGCCGUAAGCGAGCCGACGCGCGACGGACGCGCCCGGGAAGCGAGCCGACGCGCGACGCGACGCGGCCCGGAAGCGAGCCGACGCGCGACGCGACGCGGCCCGGGAAGCGAGCCGACGCGCGACGCGACGCGGCCCGGAAGCGAGCCGACGCGCGACGGACGCCGGCCGGGAAAGCGAGCCGACGCGCGAGCGACGCGGCCACGGAAGCAGGCCGACGCGCGACGCGACGCGGCACGGAAGCGAGCCGACGCGAGCGACGCGGCCCGGGAAGCGAGCCGACGCGCGACGCGGCCCGGGAAGCGAGCCGACGCGCGACGCGACGCGGCCCGGGAAGCGAGCGACGCGCGACGCGAGCGGCCCGGGAAGCGAGCCGACGCGCGACGACGGGCCAGGGAAGCGAGCCGACCGCGAGCGACGCGCCGGGAACGAGCCGACGCGCGACGCGACGCGGCCCGGGAAGCGACCGAAGCGCGACGACGGCCCGGGAAGGAGCCGACGACGCGGACGCACGCGGCCCGGGAAGCGAGCCGACGCGCGACGCUACGCGUCCCGUGAAGCUAGCCGACUCCUCUACUCUACUCUUCCCUUUAAUCUAUCCUACUCUCUACUCUACUCUUCCCUUUAAUCUAUCCUACUCUCUACUCUACUCUUCCCUUUAAUCUAUCCUACUCUCUACUCUACUCUUCCCUUUAAUCUAUCCUACUCUCUACUCUACUAUCUUCAAUUCCCCUACUCACUCUCAGAAACUUAUCUGUGCCAUCCUAAACAUAGUUUUUUAAAAUCAGGGUAUUACACAAUCUGUGCUGAAAUCAACUCACUGCUGCUCUUUCUACUCCCUUAGGGCAUUGUGGGAAAUGUAGGCGGGCUCGGGGUCGAGGGGAGCGCCAGAGGCAGUACUGCCAGAAAGACUUCGGUAAGUCUGAACUUCUUGAAUACCUGGAGUUAGAGGUUCAAACACCCUUGUGUGCUUUAUGAACACAAUACCUUUCGAUUCACAUGACCCAAUUUGCAGCUGGUUUGGGUUUACAACAUUAGGGGUUAAUCAAAUCAAAUCAAAUCAAAUCAAAUCAAAUUUUAUUGGUCACAUGCGCCGAAUACAACAGGUGCAGACAUUACAGUGAAAUGCUUACUUACAGCCCUUAACCAACAGUGCAUUUAUUUUAAACAAAAAAAGUAAGAAUAAAACAACAACAAAAAAAGUGUUGAGAAAAAAAGAGCAGAAGUAAAAAUAAAGUGACAGUAGGGAGGCUAUAUAUACAAUAGAAUAAAGUGACAGUAGUUAGUGGCAGUAGUUAGUGACAGUAGUUAGUUAGUGGUUAGUGGUGUAAAUUGACAAAUCUCACUUUAAUUGUAAAAAAAAAAAAUGUAAUUCUGUAAAACUGAAAACCAGCCAUUUGAAGUCACAAAAUCACAGUAUGGAAAAACAAGCAUGGCACAACAAGUCUUAUUAUAAAACAUUGUAAAGGCUCAUACAUGCUUGUAAGUUAUAAGUUCUAAUAAAUUAUACCUGUUGGCUUUAAGUGUUACCGUAAUGUCUUUCAUCGGUUGUCAGUGUUCCGUGCCAAGGUCAUGAGCAAGCUGUACCGGGGCGAGGAGACGCGCUACGAUGUCCAGAUCAUCCACACCUACCGCAAUCGGUUCCGCCUGGAGCACCGCGAGUUCCUGUGGGUGCCUAACGUGUGUGACUGCCCCCCUCUGGAGGAAGGGCGCCAGUACGUUCUGAUGGUGCGCCGCCACAUUAACUACGAGCAGACGUUGAACCGGAUACUGAUGGAGGAGGACAGCUACGCUAUACCCUAUAAACCCAGAGAGGACACUCUGUUGCGCCCCCUGGAGGAUCUGUGUAGUAACAGAGGGCCCAGGCCACCUGCGGAACUGAGGGGCGGCUAUGCC